This is a messenger RNA of Coregonus sp. 'balchen', 56279 nucleotides long. NCBI's taxonomy places the organism in Eukaryota, Metazoa, Chordata, Actinopteri, Salmoniformes, Salmonidae. The record is from the annotation of a GenBank genome assembly.
AUGGCUGUCCAGAAGAAGACCUACACCAAAUGGAUGAACAGUGUCUUCACCAAGAACGGGGUGAGAGGAAUGGUUCUUCAUGCUUAUCAUCAGCUUUUUAACUGUCAUGCCUUUUUAGUACCAUGCUUAUCACAUGUCUAAAAGUAAUGUCAUACACUAAUCACAUACUCUUGGUGCUGGUCAAAAGGUUAAACUUGAAAAAGACCAAAGACCACACUUCACAAGUGUGCCUGAUAAUCUCUCCUUAGCAGCUGGCUGACCUCAGUCAGCCCUUACAAAAAAAUAUUAGUUUUUAAACUGCAGUAAAAGUGCACUAACUGCAGUCAACUGCGGUACUUUGGAGGCAGUAAUUGCAAAAUAUCCUCAGUGUACUGCAGUUGAACUGCACUGUAACUGCAGUUACACUGUAAAAUCACUGCACAAUCUUUUUUCAUAAGGGAGACCUCAGUGUCUGAUUAGCCACUAUCUGUGAAAGCUGUAACAACAUGUUGAAGUUUAUGAAAAUCAUCAUUAUCUCACAGACACUAAUAAGCUGUUGGCUCUGAUGAGGUAAUAUGGGCUAAUAGCAAUGUAAUAAGGAAAUAGAUCUGUGGUAGAUCAAUGCCAGCAAUAUUUGAUGAAUCCAAAACUACGUUUAAACUGUGAAAUGUGUUCCAUUUCGCUACAUUCUAUUCUAUCCAUUCCUCUGAGAUUUACUGGAUGUGAGCCUGAUGCUGCAAAACUGAAUGUCAUUUGCAUGAAACUCGAGUUAUUCAAUACAACUUUAUUCAUCCCCCAGGGGCAAUUUAGAUGGGUAGGGCUAUGCCUUCUUAUCUAAGAGCAGUUAGAGAGGAGAUGCAGGGCCAAAACUGAGGACUGAACUAGCCGAGGGGACUGUCAUGCUUUAUGGACUCUAGACAGGUAACAGUGCUGACGCUUGGUCAAUAAGUAACCUCACUCUGUCAUCUAGGAGAGGGAGGGAGAGUGAGAGAGAAAGAAUCCAAGAUCUGGCAUAAAUAUUGCACCAGCUAGACACAGGAAGGAAAGAGACACUCUCUUUUUAUAGCAUUAGCUUUGUUUAUGUUCCAUUUCUAGGGAAGAUAACAUUGUUAUUCAGAACCCAUCACGUCAGAUCCCUUCGAGGAGCUGAAGGUAACUUAAACGGUCAGAAUGUGGGCACUGUUCUUCUUUUAUGUCCCUCUUUUUCCUGCAUGGGGACAAGGUUGUUCACACCCACACCAUGUGAUUCCGACGCAUGGUUCACCACAUGUAUUUGAAAUGCUUCCCCUUCCCUUUCCUCCUGCUCUCUCUCUCUCUCUCUCCCUCUGAGUGUUGUUCUGUUGAAAUCAGCCCAUAAGCAACAUUUGCGUUGAAUAUCACGGUAGUGGAAAUGUUACAUGGCAGGCAGAGGCCUAUAGAAAAGCCUUUGACUGCACACUUUACUGGAAUUACCCAUACACAUCUGACUACAAAGAUCCAGAUGAACCAGAUCACAAACACACCAAGUCAACCUGAAUCUGUAUUUACAGUGCAGCAUCAUGCAUUGCCAACUCCUAUGGUCGUUGUCAUGGCAUGGCCAUAGGUGUUGGCUAUAAAGCACAAACAGAUCUGGGACCAGGCUAAAGUGCUCUAUACUGUACUGUAAAAAUCUGCGAAGACCUGAGCCAGCCAGCGUGCAUACUGUAACAGUGAUGUAUAAUAACCAGUGUAAUGAUGUAAUGGAUGAGCCCUGGCCUGGUACCCCUCCCAGCUUCCCACCACUGUGGAUCCAGAGAGACCAGGGCAGACCAGGCCUGCUUAGGCUCUCCCAUAAUUACCCUGUUAGGAGAGAGGAGAGGCAGUCAGUAGACCUGAGUUCAAAUACUAUUUGAAAUCUUUCAAAUACUUUGAGCAAUUGUUCUAGCCUGCCUGGAGUGGUGGGUUUUGCAUUUGUGGGACUAAUGUAUUGGUCCAUUAAGCCAGGCAAGCUCAAUCAAGCACAUAAAGUAUUUGAAAUUAUUUAGAAUAGUAUUUGAACCCAGGUGUGGCUGCCAGGAGGUAAAGCGAUCUGUUUAGAGACGUGAUUCCCCUGGCGUCUGGAUUAGGGAGUGGCUGUCACACUGGCUGAAGAGGAUAGUGGCGGGGAGACGAGGGAGGGAGGGGAAGGGUGCUUGUCUGAGUCACACUUUAAUGGAGCACAGUGGCAGCAGGCCAAACUAACAGGCCCCAAUGUCAGAGCAGAGCCUCAUAGCCCUGGCUGCAGCUGGCUGGGCUGGAGCCAAGCUAACGUUUCCUGCACCUCCUAACCAAAUGUCACACAUUUACACAGGUCAGUGAAAAUAGACACCCCAGUAUGUAUGAGAAAAUGAAUUGUAUUUUUGCAGAAGUGGUGAAGGUUAUGACGAGUUGAUCAUAGUUUCCUUCCUGACUUGCACAACCUGUGAAUACAAUUUUUAAUCACAUCCACUAAUUAUAUUUCUAGGAAAGAGAUGAGCCGGUUUAGAGCUUUACUCUACUCUAACUAGUUGUGUUAGCUGGGUGAUCAGGUGACGUCACAGAGGUGCAGUCCCAUGACAGGUUUCGUAACACAGGUCAUAAAGGUGUUCUGUUAAACAGGAAGUGUUUCUUCAUCACUUUCUAUGUCAAUACAUCUCCUAUCAUGUUACAAAAGACACAGUCAUGCUAUGCUUCCAACUGAAACUACUACUACUAUAACAGGAAAUUGGCUGGCUGGACUAAGCAUUAAUCAUAUAUUCUAUAUUGAUACAAAAGGCUCAAUAGCCAUUCUGUGCUGUCAACUAAAACUAAUAGUAUAGAAUUGCUUGGCUGGAAGAUGUGACUGAAUUGAAGAAACUAUGCACACAUAUCAUGUUUCCAGGUGCAACAGAAAACAAAUUACUAAAAAGGAAGAAGCUCCAGCACACUUGUGAUCACGGAUGCUCCACAUACAUACAGAAUACAACCAUUUAAUGGAUCUCACACCAAUGUUUUUCCCCCCCAUUCUCACACACAUGUUGUCUGUCCCUCUCCAGGAGAAGCUGUCCCUUAGUGAUGUGUACACAGAGCUGAAGACAGGGGUCCCCCUGGUCCGUCUGUUAGAGUUCAUCUCCAGGGAGAAGCUGCCCACCCCCAGCCGACGCACCCUACGGGUCCACUGCCUGGAGAACAACAGCAUCGCCAUCAACUUCCUCAAGACUAAGGUACAUUCACAAUACAGAGUUUAGUGAACUGAAGGAUUUAGGAAUCCCAAAAAAUAUCUUACCAAGGAUCUUUUAGGUUAAUUUGAAGGGAAACAGGCCUACGUUUCCUUAGAACCUAGGCAUCAUGUGAAGUGUCAUGGGGUAAGAUGUUUUUUUUGUUUUACAGUUCUGUGGUUGUUUCUGAGUUGUUGGGGGUAUGGUUUUGCCUCUGACAGUGGUUCACAUGACAACAGAACAACUAUCCUUACAUUUAUUUUGCAAUAUCAGAAACCAAAAUUGGAUUAAGCCAUCUAGGCUAGUCCAUAGCCAUAUUUAUUUUAUGUACUCUUGUACCCCUUUUACUACUGUACGUUUGGAUUUCUCCUGAGUAGUUAUCAACCAAUACCUGCUGUCCUUUCAGAUUCGUGUGGAUCUGAUUGGCCCUGAGAACGUUGUGGAUGGAGACCGGACCCUGAUCUUGGGCCUGCUGUGGAUCAUCAUCCUACGCUUCCAGAUCGGAGCCAUCAAUCUCGAUGAGGUAUUUCCCAUAGAAUUAGAAUGAGUAGAACAGGUUUGGAACCUCUCUGACCAGAAUAAUUAUAUUUCUAUAAUACAUGACCAAAAGUAUGUGGACAUCUGCUCGUCGAACAUCACAUUCCAAAUCAUGGGCAUUAAUAUGGAGUUGGUCCCCCUUUUGCUUCUAUAACAGCCUCUACUCUUCUGGCAAGGCUUUCCACUAGAUGUUUGAACAUUGCUGCGGGGACUCGCUUCCAUUCAGCCACAAGAGCAUUAGUGAGGUCGGGCACUGAUGUUGGGCGAUUAGGACUGGCUCGCAGUCGGCGUUCCAAUUCAUCCCAAAGGUGUUCAAUGGUGUAGAGGUCAGGGCUCUGUGCAUGCCAGUCAAGUUCUUAUACACCGAUUUCGACAAACCAUUUCUGUAUCGACCUCACUUUGUGCACGGGGGCAUUGUCAUGCUGAAACAGGAAAGGGCCUUUCCCAAACUGUUGCCACAAAGUUGGAAGCAAAGAAACAUCUAGAAUGUCAUUGUAUGCUGUAGCAUUAAGAUUUCCCUUCACUGGAACUAAGGGGCCUAGCCCGAACCAUGAAAAACACCCCCAGACCAUUAUUCCUCCUCCACCAAACUUUACAGUUGGCACUAUGCAUUGGGGCAGGUAGUGUUCUCCUGGCAUCCACCAAACCCAGAUUCGUCCGUCGGACCGCCAGACGCAUGAUUCAUCACUCCAGAGAACGCGUUUCCACUGCUCCAGAGUCCAGUGGCGGUGAGCUUUACACCACUCCAGCCGAAGCAUGGCAUUGUGCAUGGUGAUCUUAGGCUUGUGUGUGGCUGCUCGGCCAUGGAAACCCAUUUCAUGAAACUCCCGACGAACAGUUCUUGUGCUGACGUUGCUUCCAUAGGCAGUUUGGAACUCGGUAGUGAGUGUUGCAACCAAGGACAGACAAUUUUUAUGCGCUACACGCUUCAGCACUUGCCGGUCCCGUUCUGUGAGCUUGUGUGGCCUACCACUUCGCGGCUGAGCCGUUGUUGCUCCUAGACGUUUUCACUUCACAAUGACAGCACUUACAGUUGACCGGGGCAGCUCUAGCAGGGCAGAUAUUUGACGAACUGACUUGUUGGAAAGGUGGCAUCCUACGACGGUGCCAUGUUGAAAGUCACUGAGCUCUUCAGUAAGGCCAUUCUACUGUCAAUGUUUGUCUAUGGAGAUUGCAUGGCUGUGUCCUCGAUUUUAUACACCUGUCAGCAACGGGUGUGGCUGAAAUAGCCAAAUCCACUCAUUUGAAGGGGUGUCCAUAUACUUUUGCAUAUAUAUAGUGUAUUUCCUCUGUCCUGGGCAUGACCUGGAAUACACCUCACUGAAUGAAUGGAGAUUAUACACUGAGUGUAUAAAACAUUAAGGACAACUGCUCUUUCCAUGACAUAGACUGACCAGGUGAAUCCAGGUGAAAGCUAUGAUCCCUUAUUGAUGUCACUUGUUAAAUCCACUUCAAUCCAUGUAGAUGAAGGGAAGGAGACAGGUUAAAGAAGGAUUUUUAAGCCUUGAGACAAUUGAGACAUGGAUUAUAUAUAUGUGCCAUUCAGAGGGUGAAUGGGAAAGACAAAAUAUUUAAGUGCCUUUUUGAACGGGGUAUGGUAGUAGGUGCCAGGCUCACUGGUUUGUGUCAAGAACUUCAACGCUGCUGGGUUUUUCACACUAAACAGUUUCCCGUGUAUAUAAAGAAUGGUCCAACACCCAAAGGACAUUCAGCCAACUUGACACAACUGCGGGAAGCAUUGGAGUCAACAUGGGCCAGCAUCCCUGUGGAACGCUUUCGACACCUUGUAGAGUCCGUGCCCCGACAAAUUGAGGCUGUUCUGAGGGCAAAAGGGGGUGGGUGCAACUCAAUAUUAGGAAGGUGUCCUUAAUGUUUUGUACAAUCAGUGUAUAUUGUAUUAUGUGUCAUACUAUAUUUGAAAUCUGAAUUUCAUGUGGUUCAAAGAAAUGUGAACAUUUUAAUUAAAAUGACAAGAUGUGAUACAAUGUAUAUUGUUCUCAUCAAGUAAGUGCCAAAGGUCAAGCCUAACCUUUUGGAUGAAAAAACAAGAAGUAAUACAGAUACUGUUCUUUAAAGUAAGUGCCAGAAGUGCAGACUGCAUACUAAGCCCGGUCUACCUGUUUCAGGCAAGUGGUGGUGCCAGCAACGCCCGUCGUUCUGCCAAGGAAGCUCUUCUGAUCUGGUGCCAGCGUAAAACAGCAGGAUACUCCAACGUCAAUGUGCAGGACUUCUCAGGAAGCUGGAGGAAUGGGCUGGCAUUCAACGCCCUCAUUCAUGCCCACCGGUACAGAGCAGCAAGGGGAAAAUGGCAGGAUAGUUCCGAGGGGCAGUUUCUUAGAUUCAGAUUAAGCCUUAUUCAAUGGAGAAUCUCCAUUAAAAGUGCUAUUUAAUUAUCCAGAAGUGCAUUUGCUUAAUCUAGGUCUGGGAAACCCCCCUAGGAGUUUACAGAUGUAUAGGUUUUGUUAAUGAAUUUACUGUACCCAUCACAUUUCUGAACUGAAAAACAUUUUGUCGCAGACCUGACCUGUUUGAUUAUAAUCGUUUGCGUGAGGAGGACCCUAAGAGGAACCUGGGCCAUGCCUUCACUCUGGCCGAGAAUGAGUUUGGCAUCCUCCAGCUGCUGGAUGUGGAGGACAUCGAUGUUAAACACCCAGAUGAGAAGUCCGUCAUGACCUACGUAUCUCUCUACUACCACUACUUCUCCAAGAUGAAGCAGGGACAGACCAUCCAGAAGAGACUGGCCAAGGUCAGUAGAAUCAGAAAACUUCAUUGCCAUGCAACAAAUGUUACUAGGAAUUUAUGUUGGUGAUGUACACAGAAGCAUCCAUCGUCCUAAUCCAUCCUGUCUAUGGUUAUCUAUAGCAUAUCCUUGGGUCAUAUCCACAUCAGAUCUAGUCAGGGAUGGGCCCGCCUGGCGUGGUGGCUCAGUUGUGAUGAGGAUAACAUCCAUUCUCUCUUCAUUGUUGACAAAACAAAAGGCGAGGCCACUGUGCAGUGUAUACAACACACACACACAGUCUUGCGCGGCUAACCUUGUGGGGACAUACAAUUCAGUCCCAUUUAAAAUCCUAUUUUCCCUUAGCCUAAUCCUAACCUUAACCCAAAAACCUAACCCUAAACCUAACCCUAGCUCCUAACCCUAAAACUAACCCUAUCUCCUAACCCUAACACUAUUUCUAACCUUAACCCCCUAGAAAUAGCAUUUGACCUUGUGGGGACCAAAAAAAUGUCCCCAUUUGGUCAAAUUCUUCUUGGUUUACUAUUCUUGCGGGGACUUCUGGUCUUAACUUUAACAUGUUAAUAUCCAGACCUGGGAUUCAGGCGACCUCUGUAGGCCAUUAGUUGAACUGCACUUCUCCUAAUAUUGAAUGUACUGUAGUUUCUAAAUAAGGGCAACGCCUCCUGUGACUGUCCUGUGGAUUAGGCCGGGGAUUUCACUGUGGAGCAAUUGGAGGAUGGGUGGUGCUACUGCUAGAGCUAAUCAGAUCAGUACAAACACCGAUCCUCUAAUGCAGAGCAAUGACUGUCAGUUGUGGGGAGAAACAGACACUGAGACGCGCUGUAGCCGGAAGCUAGGGGCAUAACCUGUCUAACCUACUACUCACUAAUUGACAACUCCUGCAAGAUUGGGCCCAGCCAGCAGGACUGAAAACGUGGAUGGAAGCGCUUAAUCUGACCCAGUCAGUGAGAGAGACUGUAGUUAUUUACUCUAUAGUGGAUCUGAGGUAGAGAGUGAGAGGGAGGUCUAUAGGAGGACAGUACGCUAGCGUCCGUUAUGUUAGCACAGUGGCCAGAGUGACCUGAGCCACAUGGAGAGCUGCAGCAGGACUGAGUGGAGUGCUGUUUGUUUUGAAUGUACUGAGCCUGAGGACUGAGCCAAGCUGGGUGACACAUCAUCAUCAUCAUCCUCUCAUCUUCACCACCAUGCUAACACGUGGAAACAGACACAGCAACAUGUUUCUGCAGUGCUGAGGGGGAGAGCGAGAGCUGCUGUGGUGUGAUCAUAAAGGUGUAUUACAGUACAGUAAAUGAUGACUGGCAGGUUGCGUGGGGAAUAAGACGGCAGUGAGAGCUAGUCACUAUGGUAAUUUACAAAGAGCAGUGGAGCUGACAGGUAUAACAUGUCCUUCGGUGGCAGUCUGAGUUACCAAUGGUUUAGGUGGCAACACAGGAGGGAGUCCACCAUUGGACUCCAAAUGGGGAAGCUGAUCAAGGUGUGUAGUGUGUAUGUAAGCCUAGUGUGUAUGUACCUGUGUAGUGGGCGAGGUGUGUAGCCUACUGAUGUAGUGUGUAGCUACAGUGAGGGAAAAAAGUAUUUGAUCCCCUGCUGAUUUUGUACGUUUGCCCACUGACAAAGAAAUGAUCAGUCUAUACUUUUAAUGGUAGGUUUAUUUGAACAGUGAGAGACAGAAUAACAACAACAAAAUCCAGAGAAACGCAUGUCAAAAAUGUUAUAAAUUGAUUUGCAUUUUAAUGAGGUAAAUAAGUAUUUGACCCCCUCUCAAUCAGAAAGAUUUCUGGCUCCCAGGUGUCUUUUAUACAGGUAAAGAGCUGAGAUUAGGAGCACACUCUUAAAGGGAGUGCUCCUAAUCUCAGUUUGUUACCUGUAUAAAAUACACCUGUCCACAGAAGCAAUCAAUCAAUCAGAUUCCAAACUCUCCACCAUGGCCAAGACCAAAUAGCUCUCCAAGGAUGUCAGGGACAAGAUUGUAGACCUACACAAGGCUGGAAUGGGCUACAAGACCAUCACCAAGCAGCUUGGUGAGAAGGUGACAACAGUUGGUGCGAUUAUUCGCAAAUGGAUGAAACACAAAAUAACUGUCAAUCUCCCUCGGCCUGGGGCUCCAUGCAAGAUCUCACCUCGUGGAGUUGCAAUGAUCAUGAGAACGGUGAGGAAUCAGCCUAGAGCUACACGGGAGGAUCUUGUUAAUGAUCUCAAGGCAGCUGGGACCAUGGUCACCAAGAAAACAAUUGGUAACACACUAUGCCGUGAAGGACUGAAAUCCUGCAGCGCCUGCAAGGUCCCCCUGCUCAAGAAAGCACAUAUACAGGCCCGUCUGAAGUUUGCCAAUGAACAUCUGAAUGAUUCAGAGGAGAACUGGGUGAAAGUGUUGUGGUCAGAGGAGACCAAAAUCGAGCUCUUUGGCAUCAACCCAACUCGCCGUGUUUGGAGGAGGAGGAAUGCUGCCUAUGACCCCAAGAACACCAUCCCCACCGUCAAACAUGGAGGUGGAAACAUUAUGCUUUGGGGGUGUUUUUCUGCUAAGGGGACAGGACAACUUCACCGCAUCAAAGGGUCGAUGGACGGGGCCAUGUACCGUCAAAUCUUGGGUGAGAACCUCCUUCCCUCAGCCAGGGCAUUGAAAAUGGGACGUGGAUGGGUAUUCCAGCAUGACAAUGACCCAAAACACACGGCCAAGGCAACAAAGGAGUGGCUCAAGAAGAAGCACAUUAAGGUCCUGGAGUGGCCUAGCCAGUCUCCAACCAUUAAUCCCAUAGAAAAUCUGUGGAGGGAGCUGAAGGUUCGAGUUGCCAAACGUCAGCCUCGAAACCUUAAUGACUUGGAGAAGAUCUGCAAAGAGGAGUGGGACAAAAUCCCUCCUGAGAUGUGUGCAAACCUGGUGGCCAACUACAAGAAACGUCUGACCUCUGUGAUUGCCAACAAGGGUUUUUCCACCAAGUACUAAGUCAUGUUUUGCAGAGGGGUCAAAUACUUAUUUCCCUCAUUAAAAUGCAAAUCAAUUUAUAGCAUUUUUGACAUGCGUUUUUCUGGAUUAUUUUGUUGUUAUUCUGUCUCUCACUGUUCAAAUAAACCUACCAUUUAAAAAUAUAGACUGAUCAUGUCUUUGUCAGUGGGCAAACGUACAAAAUCAGCAGGGGAUCAAAUACUUUUUUCCCUCACUGUAUGCCUUGACUUUGUUUGGCUUAGAGAUCUAGCCUUCAUCCACAUGCAACUAUAACCCUUUUGAAACUCUGUUUUCAACUGCAGUGUAUGUAGUAAACAUUGCUCCCAAGCAGCCCAAAAGUCUGAAUUAUGCAGAAUGCACAGUGCCCUCUAGCCUUCAGAUUGAAUAAAAGGAUAUUAACUUUAUUUCAAUAUGUUUUCAUUAUCUAUAGGAGGUUUUACUGUAUGUUUCAUGUGUAUCUUUCUGAUUCGUUAAUGUAAUAACUCCCUCUCUUCUUUCUUCUUCCAGAUCGUGGGUCUCCUGAAGGAGCUAGAUGAUCAGAAGAUCCUGUAUGAGAGAAUGGUGUCUGACCUCCUGCGGUGGAUCAAGACCAAAGUGGUGGAGCUUAACGACCGCUCCUUCCCCAACUCCCUGAGGGACAUGCAGCAGCUGGUGGCCUCCUUCAAGACCUACCGCACCGUGGAGAAACCCCCCAAGUACCAGGAGCGAGGGGCCAUCGAGGAAAACUUCUUCAGCCUGCGCACCAAGCUCAUGGCCAACAACCAGUGGGCCUACGUUCCCCCGGAGGGGAAGAACCUGGGGGACAUUGAGAAGAACUGGGCCUUAAUGGAGCGGGCGGAGCAUGAGAGAGAGGACGCCCUCCAGAGGGCGUUGCUAAGGCUGGAGCAACUGGAGCAGCUGGCCCAGAAGUUUGGCAGGAAGGUAUGUUUCUUGUUUUGUAACUUAUUGUCUUUUAUUAUUAGGGGUUAUUUGAUUUGUCAUUGAGGACCACUUCGGAAAUAAGUGUUUUAAUUAAUAAUAAUGCUUUCAAGUGAUGGAUCAAAUGCACAUCUUGUAGAUUGAUGCAUGUCUUGGUCUUUGGUUACACCUUCUAUAAACCACAUGCGUAUAGUACUCUAUAACAUCCUUUAUAAUGCCUUAUAGUACACUUAUGUGUUAUGACACUGACUAAAAUUCAAUGCCAUCCAUUCAGGCAGUGCUGAGGGAGGGCUAUCUGGAGGACACAGCACAGCUGAUCAGCAGACAGGACCUGAGGGGGUUAAACAGCCUGGAGGAGGCCCAGGCUGCAGCCCGGAGAUUGGAGGCCCUGGGGACAGACACCCUGGCUAGGGAGCCUCGCUUCAGAGCCCUCAGCGACAUGGCGGCUGUCAUUGAGAAGGGGAACUACCACAGCAAGGCCCAAGUCAUCCGGAGGUAAGGCUUAUAACUAAACUACCACAGCAAGGCCCAAGUCACCGGAGGUAAGGCUUAUAACUAAACUACCACGGCAAGGCCCAAGUCAUCCGGAGGUAAGGCUUAUAACUAAACUACCACGGCAAGGCCCAAGUCAUCCGGAGGUAAGGCUUAUAACUAAACUACCACGGCAAGGCCCAAGUCAUCCGGAGGUAAGGCUUAUAACUAAACUACCACGGCAAGGCCCAAGUCAUCCGGAGGUAAGGUUCAUAGCUAAAUACCACGGCAAGGCCAAGUCAUCCGAGUAAGGUAUACUAAAUACCACGCAGCCCAAGCAUCGGAGGUAGCUUAUACUAACACCACGCAUGCCCAGUCAUCGGAUAAGGCUUAUCAAAACUACACAGCAAGCCAGUCAUCGAGGUAAGUUAUAAUAACACCACAGCAAGGCCAGUCACUGAGGUAGGCUAUAACUAUUACACGGCGCCAGUCAUCCGGAGGUGUUUAUACACCAGCAGGCCAGCAUCCGGAGUAAGGCUUAACUAAACUCCACGGCAAGGCCAGUCAUCCGGAAGUAAGGCUAUACAACUACACGGAGGCCGCAUCGGUAAGGCUUAUAACUACCUCCAGGCAAGCCAGUCAUCGGAGUACAGUAGCUCAGUGCAGUAAGACAGUGAAUGUGAAUACUUAGUAAAUACCCCAACAAUCAGUAUGUUUGUUACCCAUUGCUCCAAAUAAUUCAUCAAAUAUUAAAUACAGCCUACAUGAUUGAAUAGGAACAGAGAGCAUGUAUGAUGCAUAUCUGCAUUGGUGUUUUCCGUCCGUUGUUUCAGAGAGGUGAGCAUCACAAAGCGCUGGAAAGACAUCCUGUUUCAGUUGCAGCAGAAGAGAGAGCAGCUGGGGGACAUUGUGAACACACUGAGCGUCCUCAGGAACAUCGAACUGGUUGCCCAGGAGCUCAGAGAUCUACAGGUACACAACUAAUGGACAGCAAACAACACAGUAUAAUGUAUAACGCUUAAUACUUCAUCCUUAAUCUUUCAUACUUAAUGUAGGUGUAUGUUUGCACAACUACGUGUCCCCCCCCCCCCCCCCCCCCCCCCCCCCCCCCCUCCCCCCACACCCCUCUCUCAGGUUUUAGCAGGGUCCUCUGACAUUGGGAAGCAGCUCCCAGAGGUGGAGGCCCUGCUUCAGAAACAGGACCUGCUGGAAACCCAGAUCUCUGCUCAUGGAGAGACUCUGAGUGCCAUCAGUAACAGUGCCUUAAAGGGGACACACCGAAAUGCACAGCAGAUCCAGACCAGGGUCAAAUCACUCAACGCUCAGUACAACUCUCUGGUGGCCCUUAGUAAGAACAGGUGAGCACACACACAACAACUUAGGCCCACAUUUAAUCAAUUGUAGAUAACGGCGAACCGCAGGUUUUAUUUAUACGACUAUUUAAGUAAAGGUGUGGUUGUGCCUUAGUAAUUACAAUAUUUGUGAGAGAAAAGGCUUGCAUGGUGUGUUUGUUACAGAGUGGUUUACACCUUAGAUACAGCGUAAACACUAUCUGCAAUUAGUUGGAAUUUACUGACAAUAGAGGCCUAUUAGUACAUAUACUGCUUUAUAAAAUCUAGAACCACAGGAAUGGUAACUGUUGAUUGAUGUGGGUCUAUUGUUGGUUAUUGUCUUAAUGAAUCAACAGGAGGAAAAUGCUGGAGGGCCAGUUGAAGCUGUUUGAGUUUUUCCACGACUGUGAGGAGGUGGAGGCGUGGAUCUAUGAGAGGUGGCUUCCCCUUCAGUCUGCCAGUCUGGGCAGAGACCUCAGCCAGAUCCAGCUGGCAAUUCAGAAACACAAGGUCAGACCUUUUGUGCGUCACAAAUGGCACCCUAUUCCCUAUAGUGCACUACUUUUGACCAGGGCCCUGGUCAGAAGUAGUUCGCUAUAUAGGGAAUAGGGUGCAAUUUGGGUCAGACCUUCUUCAGUCACACAAACAUUGAUUAUUCAACUUCAAGUUGAAUUAAGCUUACAUAGCAGUCAAUACAAACUUAAACCCAUGGGCAUGAAUAAAUACAUUGACAUAGUCCUAUCUAAAUAUACUGGCAUUUACAGUAUGAACAAAUGAAAAUACGUAAUGUCAUAAUGUGAAACAAACCCACACUUUUAUAUGCGUUUGUUGACCGACCUCUGCUUUGGCAGGUUCUUGAAGCUGAGGUGCAGUCCCAUGAGUCUCUGUGCUCAGGGGUCGUGAGCAGAGGUCAGGAGAUGUGCAGAGGGAAACACCCCAGUGAGGAGCACAUCCAGAAGUCGCUCCGGACCCUGAAGAAACAGUGGGAGCACCUGAAGGAUGAAGUGGUCAAUCGCAAAAACAGACUGCAUGCAGCCACCGUUAUCAAACAGGUUACAACCAUUAAAACAAUGCAGAAAUAAAAGUCAUUGAAAUAGACGGUUUGACAGAGGAAUUAUAUUUAGGAGUAUGUAUGUAAUAGGUUGGAGAAAGCUACCAUAGCUAGUUCAUUGACUUUCUCUAUUUAUUUUAUAGACAGUGAUAGUUGGAAUGUAGAGGGGAGACAUACAGAGGGAGUCAGAGAGGAAGGACUGAGAUGGGAUUCGUACCCAAGUCACCAGGGGUAGAUGUGGUUUGGAGUCUGGGGGGCUAACCACCACGCCAGACUCUGGCACGUGAUAUUCUAUUUUCCACAGAAUUAGAUAGAACACUAGAUUGGGUUUUAGCAUCCAGGCAACAUAACUACAGGACGGCCAUCUUGGUCAGGGAAAAUGUUGUUUAAAUUGUAUUAUAUUAUUUAUUAUUUUCCUCUUCAGUACUUUGCUGAUGUGACGGAGGCCAACUCGUGGCUGAGCGACAGGAAGCCCCUUCUGAUCAGCGAGGAUUAUGGGAAGGAUGAGUCCUCCACCAGCGCCCUGCUGCAGCGCCACCUACGGCUGGAAAAGGAAAUGGGAGCGUACGUCGUCGAAGUGAAACGCUUGGGAGAACAGGCCAAGGGAGCCUCUCAGCUGGCCCCGCUCACAGUAAGUUCCCCAUCAAUCACAGUGCCUUCAGGAAGUAUUCACACCACUUGAAUUUUUCCAAAUUGUGUUGUGUUACAGCCUGAAUUUAAAAUGGAUUAAAUUGAGAGUUUUUUUCCACUGGCCUACACACAAUACCCGAGGUUGUCAAAGUGGAAUUAUGUUUUUUGACAUUUUUACAAAUUAAUAAAAAAUGAAACGCUGAAAUGUCUUGAGUCAAUAAGUAUUCAACCCCUUUGUUAUGGCAAGCCUAAAUAAGUUCAGGAGUAAAAACGUCCUUAACAAGUCACAUAAGAAGUUGCAUGGACUCAGUGUGCAAUAAUAGUCUCUGUAACCCACAUAUACAAUGUUAGAAUUGUUCUUCCGCUUUGACAUUAGAGUAUUUUGUGUAGAUCGUUGACAAAAUCAUUACAAUUAAAUCAAUUUUAAUCCCACUUUGUAACACAACAAAAUGUGGAAAAAGUAAAGGGGUGUGAAUAUUUUCUGAAGGCACUAUAAUUACACCACAGUCUCUAAAUGUCAUUGUAUCAUGAAUACAGUGCCUUCGGAAAGUAUUCAGACCCCUUGACUUUUUCCACAUUUUCCACAUCCUUAUUCUAAAAUCGAUGAAAUUUUUUUUCAGCAAUCUACACACAGAUAAUGACAAAGCGAAAACAGAUUUUAAGAAAUUUUUGCAAAUGUAUUAAAAAUAAUAAACAGAUACCUUAUUUACGUAAGUAUUCAGACCCUUUGCUAUAAGACUCGAAAUUGAGCUCAGGUGCAUCCUGUUUCCAUUGAUCAUCCUUGAAAUGUUUCUACAACUUGAUUGGACAUGAUUUGGCACACAACUGUCUAUAUAAGGUCCCACAGUUGACAGUGCAUGUCAGAGCAAAAACCAAGCCAUGAGGUCGAAGGAAUUGUCCGUAGAGUUCUGAGACAGGAUUGUGUCGAGGCACAGAUCUGGGUACCAAAACGUUUCUGCAGUAUUGAAGGUCCCCAAGAAGAUAGUGGCCUCCAUCAUUCUUAAAUGGAAGAAGUUUGGAACAACUAAGACUCCUCCUAGAGCUGGCCGCCCGGCCAAACUGAGCAAUCGGGGGAGAAGGGCCUUGGUCAGGGAGGUGACCAAGAACCCAAUGGUCACUCUGACAGAGCUCUAGAGUUCCUCUGUGGAGAUCGUAGAACCUUCCAGAAUCACAACCAUCUCUGCAGGACUCCACCAAUCAGGCCUUUGUGGUAGAGUGGCCAGACGGAAGCCACUCCUCAGUAAAAGGCACAUGACAGCCGGCUUGGAGUUUGCCGAAAGGCACUUAAAGGACUUUCAGACCAUGAGAAACAAGAUUCUCUGGUCUGAUGAAACCAAGAUUGAACUCUUUGUCCUGAAUGCCAAGCGUCACGUCUGGAGGAAACCUGGCACCAUCCCUAAGGUGAAGCAUGGUGGCGGCAGCCUCAUGCUGUGGGGAUGUUUUUCAGCGGCAGGGACUGGGAGACUAGUCAGGAUCGAGGCAAAGAUGAACGGAGCAAAGUACAGAGAGCUCCUUGAUGAAAACCUGCUCCAGAGUGCUCAGGAACUCAGACUGGGGCGAAGGUUCACCUUCCAACAGGACAACGACCCUAAGCACACAGCCAAGACAAUGCAGGAGUGGCUUCGGGAAAAGUCUCUGAAUGUCCUUGAGUGGCCCAGCCAGAGCCCAGACUUGAACCCGAUCGAACAUCAAGGAGAGACAUGAAAAUAGCUGUGCAGCAACGCUCUCCAUCCAACCUGACAGAGCUUGAGAGGAUCUGUAGAGAGGAAUGGGAGAAACUCCCCAAAUACAGGUGUGCCAAGCUUGUAGCUUCAUACCCAGACUUCGAGGCUGUAAUUGCUGCCAAAGGUGCUUCAACAAAGUGCCCAGUAAAGGGUCUGAAUACAUAUGUAAAUGUGAUAUGUCAUUAUUGGGUAUUGUGUGUAGAUUGAUGAGAAAAACAAACUAUUUAAUCAAUUUUAGAAUAAGGCUGUAACGUAACAAUUUGUGGAAAAAUUCAAGGGGUCUGAAUACUUUCCGAAUGCAUUGUACAUCCUCAAACACAUUGGUUUUAAUAAUAAAGAAGUAGCUUACUAUAAAAGUCCACCCCCAUUGACUUCAAGAGUUGCUGAGCACUUUUGUAUUUUUACGCAGGCUGAGGCCCAGCAGAACAAGAUGCCCCAGUACAGUGAGUCCUCUGGUGAGGAGGAGGGGGGAGUGACCACUCCUGGGAGAGUGACCUCCCUCAGAGGCGCAAGGAUCACUCAGACAUCUACCCAGACCCAUACGCAGGAGGCCAAGAUCAGGUUUAAAUACACACGAGGUACAGAUUCUCUCCUUCUAUCAAAUAUGGAUUAUUUAUAUACUGUUUUUGCAGAUUUUGGGGGGGAAAUGUUUUUCAUGUUACUUUUCUACCAAUAGGCUUAGUCCAGUUUCUAAGGUAAAUAGUCUCUGUUUUCCAGGUGUGAUGGUGUGGGACCGUGGGGAAAUCGUGACUAUCCUCAACAGAGACAAUGAGGAUAAGUUUCUAGUGAGGGACAGCGAAGGCAACGAACAGCUGGUGCCAAAGACGUACCUCACAGAACUCCCAUCAUCUACAGUAAGGCUCACUAUUAGCUGUCUCUCUGGCCUUGUAAAGAGCUUUAUGGUACUUUACCCAUUUGAUUCAUCGCAAGUAUAAUUGUGUGCCUACAUUAAAACUCAUUAACCGACCCGCAUAAUCCCAGGUUGAGAUCAAUGGUCUACACCCCUCAAAUUCAAAUCUGGACCUCAAAGCCAGUUCCACUGUUUUGUUUCUGUAUUAUUCCCCUCUAGUCAGGGACUGAUAUAGACCUGGGACACCAGGUGUGUGAAAUUAUCAGUUAGAACAGAAAACCAGCAGUACUCCGGACCUUGUAGGGUAAGAUUUGAAUACCCCUGGUCUACACAGUUUAAACUUAAUAAUUCUCCAUUUUAAAUAGAACAUGCCCUCUACACCACCUCCAUCCACCAACGGGGUUGCUGAAAGCCCCACUAAGAGGGUGAACCGGGCGCGUCGCAGACGUUCCAUACGCCGGGGGACCGCUGAGAUCCAGUCCUCAUCGAUUCCUGAUCCACAUUACCAGAGAGAAACCAUAGAGAGCACCCAGAGCAAUCUAGACCGGGACUUCAACAGCCUGCACAGCCUGGCUAAUGUGAGAAAUAAGACCGGGGUUUCAGAUUCUCCUCUACAUUUUUUCCCAUUGCAUCACAUAAGCAGUACAAGCAAUCAAAUCUCACAUUGUCAAUUGUUGCUCAAUCUUGCAUGCUUUCUCAAACAGCUGUAACUGUUGGUAGAGCAUGGCGCUUGCAACACCAGGGUUGUGGGUUCGUUUCCCACGGGGGGCCAGUAUGAAAGUGUAUGCACUCACUAACUGUAAGUCGCUCUGGAUAAGAGCGUCUGCUAAAUGACUAAAAUGUAUAUGCAUUCGUAAAUCAGGUCCUUUCUUGAGUUGAGCUCUGGGAUGUAACAACCGUUGAGCAUCUGAUCUUAUGGUUGAUUGUGGAGGAAAGGGGUUGAGUGUGUUAGAAUAUGAGCAUGUAUGUUUAUCCCACAUCUGUUGCAAGGGGGUAAGGAUGUUAGGGAGAAUAUAGGAUGAACCACAAUAAUUGUUUGCUAAAAUCCUACGCAUGAACUGCCGACAUUAUUGCGCAUAUUAAUUGAUAAUGAUGGAAAAUAAGAUAUGCAAGAUAUAUGAAUAGAUAUACAGUUGAAGUCGGAAGUUUACAUACACCUUAGCCAAAUACAUUUAAACUCUGUUUUUCACAAUUCCUGACAUUUAACCCUAGUAGAAAUUCCCUGUCUUAGGUCAGUUAGGAUCACCACUUUAUUUUAAGAAUGUGAAAUGUCAGAAUAAUAGUAGAGAGAAUAAUUAAUUUCAGGAGUCAUUAAAACUCGUUUUUCAACCACUCCACACAUUUCUUAUUAACAAACUAUAGUUUUGGGAAGUCGGAUAGGACAUCUACUUUGUGCAUGACACAAGUAAUUUUUCCAACAAUUGUUUACAGACAGAUUAUUUCACUUAUAAUUAAUUGUAUAACAAUUCCAGUGGGUCAGAAGUUUACAUUCACUAAGUUGACUGUGCCUUUAAACAGCUUGGGAAAUUCCAGAAAAUGAGGUCAUGGAUUUAGAAGCUUCUGAUAGACUAAUUGACAUCAUUUGAGUCAAUUGGAAGUGCACCUGUGGAUGUAUUUCAAGGCCUACCUUCAAACUCAGUGCCUCUUUGCUUGACAUCAUGGGAAAAUCAAAAGAAAUCAGCCAAGACCUCAGAAAAAAAAUUGUAGACCUCCACAAGUCUGGUUCAUCCUUGGGAGCAAUUUCCAAACGCCUGAAGGUACCACGUUCAUCUGUACAAACAAUAGUACGCAAGUAUAAACACCAUGGGACCAAGAAGCCGUCAUACCGCUCAGGAAGGAGACGCGUUCUGUCUCCUAGAGAUGAAUGUACUUUUGUGCGAAAAGUGCAAAUCAAUCCCAGAACAACAGCAAAGGAUCCUUUGAAGAUGCUGGAGGAAACAGGUACAAAAGUAUCUAUAUCCACAGUAAAAUGAGUCCUAUAUCGACAUAACCUGAAAGUCCGCUCAGCAAGGAAGAAGCCACUGCUCCAAAACCGCCAUGAAAAAGCCAGACUACGGUUUGCAACUGCACAUAUGGAGAAAUGUCCUCUGGUAUGAUGAAACAAAAAUAGAACUGUUUGGCCAUAAUGACCAUCGUUAUGUUUGGAGGAAAAAGGGGGUUGCUUGCAAGCCGAAGAACACCAUCUCAACCGUGAAGCACGGGGGUGGCAGCAUCAUGCUGUAGGGGUGCUUUGCUGCAGGAGGGACUGGUGCACUUCACAAAAUAGAUGGCAUCAUGAGGAAAGAAAAUGAUGUGGAUAUAUUGAAGCAACAUCUCAAGACACAUCAGUCAGGAAGUUAAAGCUUGGUCGCAAAUGGGUCUUCCAAAUGGACAAUGACCCCAAGCAUACUUCCAAAGUUGUGGCAAAAUGGCUUAAGGACAACAAAGUCAAGGUAUUGGAGUGGCCAUCACAAAGCCCUGACCUCAAUCCUAUAGAAAAUGUGUGGGCAGAACUGAAAAAGCGUGUGUGAGCAAGGAGGCCUACAAACCUGACUCAGUUACACCAGCUCUGUCAGGAGAAAUGGGCCAAAAUUCCCCCAACUUAUUGUGGGAAGCUUGUGGAAGGCUACCCGAAACGUUUGACCCAAGUUAAACAAUUUAAAGGCAAUGCUACCAAAUACUAAUUGAGUGUAUGUAAACUUGUGACCCACUGGGAAUGUGAUGAAAGAAAUCAAAGCUGAACUAAAUCAUUCUCUCUUCUAUUAUUCUGACAUUUCACAUUCUUAAAAUAAAGUGGUGAUCCUAACUGACCUAAAACAGGGAUUUUUUACUAUAUAUAUAUAUUUGCGAGAGAAAAAAAAACAUAUGGGGGAUUGGAAGUGAUGCAGACAAUUACAUUGAUGGAAGUUACAAUCUAUCUGCAAUAUUAAAGCUGAUCUACCCCCCCCCCCCCCCCAAAAAAAAAAAAAAAAAACGAUAAAAAUCAUCACACUACAUCUAAGUUAUGUAAGCUAUAACACUACAUUUUGUGUUAUGCUUUGACAUUUUUGUGAAGACAUCUUUGAUGAUGUAGUGGCAGCGCCCGGUACAGAGAAUAGGACCCAGAGCAAUCAUCCUGUAGCACACGUCUAAGUUGUCACAUACUGGCAGCCAAAUAGUAUAUUUGUGUCUGAUUUCUCCACCAUACAGUCCAGGAGGAAGACUCUGGAGGAGACGGUUCGGUUGCACCGCUUCUACAACACCUGUGAGGAGUUUGAGUCCUGGAUGGAGGACAAGGAGAACAUCCUUAACACCUUCAGUCCUAACUCUGACAACGUGGGAGUGGUGCAGGCCAAAUAUGAGGUAAGGAUCCAGCCUCAUCACUGAGAUUAGUCUGUAACACUUUAUUUGAAGGCCACCUACAUAAGGACUUCAUAACACAUUCAUAAGCGGUACAUCAGCAUUUGUCUCUAGUGCUAUUAUGUAGUUGAUCUAAGAGUUGGAACUCCCCUUGUCAUGAACUUCCCAUGUUCCAGAACUUUCUGACCGAGCUGGCGAGUGGGAAGGGCCAGCUUGAUGAUAUCACCAGACUGGGGGAGGAGCUAGUGAAGAGCAGACACAGUAAACACAGAGAGAUACAGGCCAAGCAAGGACAAGUCACCCGCAGGUAGGUGGACUAGCAGAAAACUAUUUUGUAAUAGUGCUACUGACAUCUACUAAGAAUAACAUGUUCAACUCUGUUUUUUAGAUUAGAUAGUACUUUAUUGUCUGUUGUUCACAGAAAUGUUUAUUAUGUACAGAAAUUGCACUGCAUUUUACUGAGACGCACACACAAUAUUUAAAUCAUUGAAGAGAGAUGGCCAUGUUGUUGUUGAUGAUAUUGUUGUUCUUGCUAGGUGGGAGCGCAUGCAGAAGCUGAAGGAUGAGAAGUGCCAUGAGCUGUUGAGUACGGCGGACGUGCAAUCCUUCCUCCAGAGCUGUGAGGAGGCCCGGGCCCAGCUCAUGGAGCAGUUCACCCAGCUGGACACUGUGGACGGUGUGGGUACUACCUCCACAGCCCUGGACACUGAGGAGAGGGCCCAGGCUCAGGCACUCAGAGACAUACAGGCCCUGGAGAGGAAGAUUGCAUACCUCAAGAGUGUGGCUAAAAUGUAAGGCACAAUUGUAAACUGUUCCAAGACUUUAUACUGUUAUUGUUGAUGGUUUUUAAUGUAAUGCCAGUUAGUUAUUCAUCCUUCCAUUCAUUCAUGUUCUACAUGUGUGUAUGAACCAGGAAGCAGGACUGCAGCCCAGCGGAGGCUGCAGCCAUCAUGGAGGAGGUGCGGGGCCUGGAGGCUCUGCUGCAGCAGGUGAAGGGCCAGGCCUCAGAGAGACAGAGGCUUCUGGAGGAGGCCAAGCGGCUGCAGCUGUUUCAGCAGGAGACCAGGGACCUGCUGCUGUGGGCCGGGGCCGUCCAGGACCGCCUACUGGAGGACGACACAGCCUCGGACGUGACCUCCGCUCAGACCCUCCUGAAGGACAACCAGGAUCUGAGGAUAGAGAUCGACGAGCAGAGGGAGAGGUGAGACAGAAGGAGUUUUGUUAUUUUGGUACAGUAGAUCAAACUAAUUUAGGUUCUUUCCUUUCUGGAAAGUACACUUGUGUUUAUAAUAGUAUGUUACAGUGAGGGAAAAAAGUAUUUGAUCCCCUGCUGAUUUUGUAAGUUUGCCCACUGACAAAGAAAUGAUCAGUCUAUAAUUUUAAUGGUAGAUUUAUUUGAACAGUGAGAGACAGAAUAACAACAAAAAAAUCCAGAAAAACGCAUGUCAAAAAUGUUAUGAAUUGAUUUGCAUUUUAAUGAGGGAAAUAAGUAUUUGACCCCUCUGCAAAACAUGACUUAGUACUUGGUGGCAAAACCCUUGUUGGCAAUCACAGAGGUCAGACGUUUCUUGUAGUUGGCCACCACGUUUGCACACAUCUCAGGAGGGAUUUUGUUCCACUCCUCUUUGCAGAUCUUCUCCAAGUCAUUAAGGUUUCGAGGCUGACGUUUGGCAACUCGAACCUUCAGCUCCCUCCACAGAUUUUCUAUGGGAGUAAGGUCUGGAGACUGGCUAGGCCACUCCAGGACCUUAAUGUGCUUCUUCUUGAGCCACUCCUUUGUUUCCUUGGCCGUAUGUUUUGGGUCAUUGUCAUGCUGGAAUACCCAUUCACGACCCAUUUUCAAUGCCCUGGCUGAGGGAAGGAGGUUCUCACCCAAGAUUUGACGGUACAUGGCCCCGUCCAUCGUCCCUUUGAUGCGGUGAAGUUGUCCUGUCCCAAAGCAUAAUGUUCCCACCUCCAUGUUUGACUGUGGGGAUGGUGUUCUUGGGGUCAUAGGCAGCAUUCCUCCUCCUCCAAACACGGCGAGUUGAGUUGAUGCCAAAGAGCUCCAUUUUGGUCUCAUCUGACCACACCUUCACCCAGUUCUCCUCUGAAUCAUUCAGAUGUUCAUUGGCAAACUUCGGACGGGCCUGAAUAUGUGCUUUCUUGAGCAGGGGGACCUUGUGGGCGCUGCAGGAUUUCAGUCCUUCACGGCGUAGUGUGUUACCAAUUGUUUUCUUGGUAACUAUGGUCCCAGCUGCCUUGAGAUCAUUGACAAGAUCCUCCUGUGUAGUUCUGGGCUGAUUCCUCACCGUUCUCAUGAACAUUGCAACUCCACAAGGUGAGAUCUUGCAUGGAGCCCCAGGCCGAGGUAGAUUGACAGUCUUUUGUGUUUCUUCCAUCUACCAACUGUUGUCACCUUCUCACCAAGCUGCUUGGCGAUGGUCUUGUAGCCCAUUCCAGCCUUGUGUAGGUCUACAAUCUUGUCCUUGACAUCCUUGGAGAGCUCUUUGGUCUUGGCCAUGGUGGAGAGUUUGGAAUCUGAUUGAUUGAUUGCUUCUGUGGACAGGUGUCUUUUAUACAGGUAACAAACUGAGAUUAGGAGCACUCCCUUUGACUGUGCUCCUAAUCUCAGCUCGUUACCUGUAUAAAAGAGACCUGGGAGGCAGACAUUUUUCUGAUUGAGAGGGGGUCAAAUACUUAUUUACCUCAUUAAAAUGCAAAUCAAUUUAUAACAUUUUUGACAUGCGUUUAUCUGGAUGGUUGUUAUUCUGUCUCUCACUGUUCAAAUAAACAUACCAUUAAAAUUAUAGACUGAUCAUUUCUUUGUCAGUGGGCAAACGUACAAAAUCAGCACGGCAUCAAAUACUUUUUUCCCUCACUGUAUGUGCUGCAUGCUGGGACAUGGAGGUAUCUGAUGAUGUAUUCAGUGCAACUAUUUCUCAGGUAAGCAGUGUUUCUAAGAUAAUUUAGUAGGAGAAGGCUAGUUUGUGAUGAGACAAUAGGAAAUCAUACACAGUGUUUUUUGUACUGUCCUUUAUUAGUGUCUUACAGACAUAUUCAUGAUGCAGGGAAAACAUACAGUAUUCAGACCCCAUCCCCCUUUUUCACAUUUAAGAGUCUCACAGCCUGGGAUUUUGAUGCAUUGGAUUGGGAAUUUGUAUUUGUGAGCCAUACGUUCUCCUGGGUCAGUACUUGGUUGAACCACCUCUGGCAGUUAUUAAAGCCUGUAGUCUUUUUGUAUAAGUCUCUAAACUUUGCACACAGUGAUGGAGCAUCUACAGUGGGGGAAAAAAGUAUUUAGUCAGCCACCAAUUGUGCAAGUUCUCCCACUUAAAAAGAUGAGAGAGGCCUGUAAUUUUCAUCAUAGGUACACGUCAACUAUAGUAGUGUGUUACUGAUGGUAGGCUUUGUUACUUUGGUCCCAGCUUCUGCAGGUCAUUCACUAGGUCCCCCCGUGUGGUUCUGGGAUUUUUGCUCACCGUUCUUGUGAUCAUUUUGACCCCACGGGGUGAGAUCUUGCGUGGAGCCCCAGAUCGAGGGAGAUUAUCAGUGGUCUUGUAUGUCUUCCAUUUCCUAAUAAUUGUUCCCACAGUUGAUUUCUUCAAACCAAGCUGCUUACCUAUUGCAGAUUCAGUCUUCCCAGCCUGGUGCAGGUCUACAAUUUUGUUUCUGGUGUCCUUUGACAGCUCUUUGGUCUUGGCCAUAGUGGAGUUUGGAGUGUGACUGUUUGAGGUUGUGGACAGGUGUCUUUUAUACUGAUAACAAGUUCAAACAGGUGCCAUUAAUACAGGUAACGAGUGGAGGACAGAGGAGCCUCUUAAAGAAGAAGUUACAGGUCUGUGAGAGCCAGAAAUCUUGCUUGUUUGUAGGUGACCAAAUACUUAUUUUCCACCAUAAUUUGCAAAUAAAUUCAUAAAAAAUCCUACAAUGUGAUUUUCUGGAGAAUUCUUUUUCUCAAUUUGUCUGUCAUAGUUGACGUGUACCUAUGAUGAAAAUUACAGGCCUCUCUCAUAUUUUUAAGUGGGAGAACUUGCACAAUUGGUGGCUGACUAAAUCCUUUUUUUCCCCACUGUAUUUUCUUCAUUUUAAGCCACUCCAGUGUUGCUCUGGCAGUGUGCUUUGGAUCAUUGUCCUGUUGAAAGACAAACUUCUUCUGCAGUUUGAGUUUUAUGGCAGAGGGGCGCAGGUUUUUAUCUAGGAUGUCUUUGUAUUGUGUGCCAUUCAUCCUCCCAUCACUCCUGACUAUUGCCAGUCCCUGCUGCUGAAAAGCAUCCCAUGACGCUUCCACCACCAUACUUUACGGUGGGGAUGGUGUUUCCUGGCUGGUGUGCAGUGUUUGACUUGUGCCACACAUACCGCUUAGCGUUCAGGCCAAAAAGUUGCACUUUAGUCUCAUCAGACCACAAGACGUUCUGCCACAUAACUGCAGUAUCUUUUAGGUGACAUUUUGCAAACUCUUUGGGGGGAAGGAUGUGCUCUUUGCGGGCAAGGAUAUGUCCCUGACUUGCUUAGAAUGCUCUUUCGUUUUCAUUUUGAUUCUUUCUUUUGAAAGUCUCUACCAUACUUUGGGACCAUACAGAGAGAGUGGUAUUUAUGCUCACAGAUUAAUUUAAAGCAGGUGAUCCACUAAUUUCUUACACAGGUGGAGUCCUUCAACACAUUGUGUGACUUAUUGAGGUAAUAUAUUGCGCCUGAGCAAAUUGGUGCUCAAGGCUUUGUGGAAAUAAAUCCUCAAAUUCUGAAUCUGAGACAAAAUAUGGUUAAAAGUGUUGGGGGAUGAAUACUUUUUUUAAGGCACUAUGUGUGAAUCAUUUUUUGUAAAUGUCACAGUAAUGUAUUUGUUUUCUUCUAACUAAAAAGGAUGAAAGACAUGGAGAAACUUGGAAAGUCUCUUGAGGAACAAUCAAGGGGAAACCGAGGUGUGAAGGACAUCCAGCAGACGCUGGGUAAGCUGAGCCAGGAGUGGACCAAGCUGGACAAACUGUGGGGCAGUAGGAACAGGAGACUGGAACAGGGGGUGGAGCUACAGAAGCUGAACCAGGAGGCUGACCGUAUCGAGGCAGCCCUGUCUGGGCAUGAGGCCAGGCUGAAGGUCAAAGACCUGGGGGUAAGAUACAAUAUACUUUACAUGGUUAUACAGUUAAUGAAAAUAUUAUAAUAAGCCCUAUGGUAUGUUGCGAUGGAUGUGUAUUUGUGUGUGUGUGUGUGUGUGUGUGUGUGUGUUUGUUGUCCAGGUAAGGCCACUUCUGUUCUCAUCCAUUGUGUUUGUCUCUCUCUCUGUGCUCAGGACUCUGUAGACAACGUCCACAGUCUGUUGGGCAGACAGGAGGAACUAGAGGGCCUGCUGAAGGCUCUGGACCAACAGAUCAGCCUCUUCCAAGACAAGAGCAAGGAACUCAUCAACAAACGACACUUUGCUGCCAAACAGUAAGACCUAUGUUGAUGACCAGUUUGGAGACAUUUUCCCCAAAUGUAUAGGAAAUGUGUUGCAGUGAACAAUGUAUUGUCCAAAUUAUUAAAAAAAUAUUGAUAUGAUCUUUGUGUUAUGGUCAAAAAAUUUUUUUAAUGACUUUCUAGAAUACAGGAGAGGUCACAGAACAUUCAAGAGCGCAAUACGAAGCUUGGAGAGAGCUGCAAACAAAGACGGAACCUCCUGCUUGAUUCACAUAAGUAUCAGGUACAUUUGACACAGAAACACACAUUUUGUGUACCUUUACAAUGGCAGUUAAGUGCUUGAACAUUUUGUGUGCGUUUGUCAUCAGGAGUUCAAGAGAGAUGCGGAGGAAAUGCUGUUGUGGAUGGAAGAGAAAUUCAAGAUAGCUGAAGACGAGUCGUACCGUGACCCUACCAAUAUCCUCCGCAAGCUGAAGAGACAUGAAGCAGCUGAGAAAGAGAUGCAAGCUAACCAAGUGUGGCUAGACAGACUCACACAGGUAUCACAGGGCUUUCACCAUUCAAUCCUUUUUAUACCUCAUGGCUCAUAAUGACAUCUUCUCUCAUCUGUUCGAGUCAUGGUGAAACUACAAAAAAAAAGUACUAUAAAGAUAAAAAGUCUGUUCACUGUUUGUUGCUCCCACUUCUUAACAAUGCGAUAGUAAACUUGACAAACAUUCAGUAAAACUGGACCACUAAACCAGUUGGGGAGGAGAUGCUUGUGGAUGAGCACUACCAGAGCCAGAGAUUUAGGAGGAAGGCCUCCUACUGUACGGUUAAAUAUUGUACCAUAAGCCUAAUCGCUUUCCAUCCAUUUGGGGAGCAGAUGUUACUGUACUGUUAUAUUGUACUGUAAGUUAACCUGUUGUCUGGUUCCAUCAGUUGGGGGAGGAGAUGCUGUCGGAGGACCACUAUGAGAGCCAGAGCAUCAGGAGGACGUCGACCCAGGUUAACAGUCGCUGGGUCAGCCUCCAGGGGAAGAUGACUGAGAGAGGAGACAAGCUGAGACAGGCCGGACAGCAGGAGCAGCUCAUGGAGUUACUACAGGUAACACACUAACAACCUCAGUCUACACUACCUGGAACUACAGUUAACACACUAACAACCUCAGUCUACACUACCUGGAACUACAGGUAACACACUAACAACCUCAGUCUACACUACCUGGAACUACAGGUAACACACUAACAACCUCAGUCUACACUACCUGGAACUACAGGUAACACACUAACAACCUCAGUCUACAUUACCUGGAACUACAGGUAACAGUCUACUGUAACAACCUCUACACUACCUACCUGGAUCUAGUUUGGCUAUUGAAUUUGUGGGAAAGAAUGCUGUAGAUAAAUGUGGGUUGCGCACUUUAUUUUACGGUACUGUUUCCACUGGUAUAUAACAAAUAGGUCAAUCAUAGGUUGUUAUUAUUAGGAUGUUAUUGCUAUUUUGCAAAGUAAUUUUUCAGUAAAUACCUAGUUAUUUCUUUACCAUGAAUUGAAAUGUGUUGAUGAUGCUUAUGAUGCGUAUCAUAAUCUAGUCUUGUCCACCAGCCAGCUCUCGCUCUCUCUGUCUAUAUGCGGUAGCAAUUGAGCCUGAGGACAAGGUAAAUUGUAGUCGCAUUGUUCGCAGGAUGCCAAGCUGAAGAUCGAGGCCAUCCAGAGGAUGUUGCAGAACGCAGCCAAAGGGCACGACCUUCGCUCCAGCCGCCAGCUGUUGAAGGAGCACCAGCAGCUAGAGACGGAGGCCCAGGAACUGGCUGACAAGAUCAACACCAUCGUCACCCGGGCCAAGCACCUUGCCACGAAUCACUUUGACUCCCAGAGGAUCCUUCAGGAGACAGAUACGUACAUGAAGCUGUACGUAGUAAAGACUCUGAUUAAUAUGAUCUGUAAUUAGUAGCAGUAAAGCAAUCCACUGAUCGAUCCGUUGAUUCAUUUAUGCAUUGAAUUAGCUAGCCUAGUUCUCUAACUAGGGACCUGAGUUUUUCCUGUUCAGGUAACAUGGUCAGAAAAAACAUCUGUCCACUUUUCAUAAUCAGUGUGGAUAUUUUUGAGACAUAAUCUCUGAAUGCAGGUUCAAGUCGCUGCAGAAGCCUCUGGAUCAUCGCAGGGCCCAGCUGGAGGCAUCCGUGGCUCUGUUUGGCUUCUAUCAUGACGUAGACCUAGAACUUUCCUGGAUCACAGAACACUACCCAUCCACUGGCUCCACAAACUAUGACAAGUCCCUGGCAGGGGCUAUCAACCUCAUGCAGAAACAUAAGGUAUCAGUCUGGUAACAAGGAAAUAAUGACAAAGUUAGAUUGCGUUUAUGUUUUAUUUUAUAUCAAGUCAUUUUGUGACUCUUAUCCAGUCUUUUUGGUUAGUUUGUUUCCUGCCCAGGGUGGACAGAUAUAAAUGAGCUAAAGCUGGUGCAAUAUAUUUGUUGUGCAUAGUCCCUGACAAAAAUAAAAUGUGUGUUCUGUGAUCAGGAGCUGCAGGCAGAAGUGAACGCCCACUGUAAACACUUGAACCGGGUCCUGGAGAAGGGGCGGAGCCUGGAAAAGUCCAGCCAAUAUAAUGGAGAGGAAGUCCAGCAGAGGAAUACACACCUGGCCACAGAGUGGAAGGAGCUAGAGGCAGCCUGUGACAAGAGGGCCAUCCACCUGAACAGGGCCAUCACUAGAGAACAGGUAGGGCCAACAGGAAAAGCAGCAUCCUGAUUGUGAUGGAUCCAAAGAGGUUUUAUUCAUGAUUAUACAACAGGUGGUUCUAAUCCUGAAUGCUGAUUGGUUAAAACCGCAGCCGGUGUCUACUUCACAAGUUACCACCGGCUAAAUCUAUGACGUUAAAAUGCCUAUUUACUCUGUUCCAUCUGACUGCGCAAUCCACUGUCUCAUCAGCCCAGCCAGGCAAUGUAUAAUCCUGAUCUCCACUAUAAAAAGCAUCUAGACAUUAGCUCACAUUUCUUUUAGACUGUACCUCUGAAAGACAAUAAUCAUUAUACCCUGCAUAUACCACCUCAUCACUGCACUCUUUUGCUCCUAGAUCUUGCUUGACUGUGCGGAGCUGGAAACCCGUCUCUCUGAGACUCUAGCGUUGGUCAGCACUGAUGAGUAUGGCAAGAACGAUCUAGCCACCCAGAGCCUUAUCAAGCAGCAUCAGGUACUGUUACCCCAUUCUCCUGUUCUCUUGCGUUUGACUAGCGGUAUUCAAACUAUGUGUCACUGUCAAUGUUCACAGUUCUGUUGUUUGGAUAAAGUUGUUUUGGAUAAAGCCAUCUGCUGAAUGACCAUAGUAUGCCGUGAUAAUCAGAGGAGUUGGUUAAAGCAUCUACAGAUCUAGGGACCACUGUCUAAUGCAGCUGCACGUUGAGGACCAUGGUGUCUAAUGCAGCUGCACGUUAAGGACCAUGGUGUCUAAUGCAGCUGCACGGUGAGGACCAUGGUGUCUAAUGCAGCUGCACGGUGAGGACCAUGGUGUGUAAUGCUGCUGUCUCUGUGUGUCCUGCAGGCGGUGGAGGGGCAGAUGGAGGUGCUGGAGGCCCAGGUGGAGGAGCUGGGGGAUAGUGUGGAGUCAGCCGUCCAUGAGUGGAACCUGGAAGAGGUCAACAGACCAUACAGCCGCAUCAGCAGUCAGAUGAGCCAGCUGCAACACCAUGCCCAAAUCAGGUGAGCUCAAGUCACUGCAGCAAUCAAACACAUGACAUUUGAUACAAAGAUGCCAAGAGAUCAUGGUUUGAUGCCCCCCCCCCCCCCCCCCCCAAAAAAAAAAAAAAAAACUACAGGCACCCCGAGGAGACAUAUGUUAUGUUUGAGUGUCUUGUGUGUAACAGAGGAGUUGUCUACCUUCUCUUAGGGGCCAGAAGCUGAGGGAGGCUCUCCACCUCCAUGAGUUCAGACGGGAGUAUUCAGAGCUGGACGACUGGAUCACACAGCAGAGACAGAUAGCCUCCUCUGAGGACUACGGAAAUGACUACGAACAUGUAUUGGUGAGAAAUUCGAUCUACCACUACUGUCUAUAUAUAUAUAUAUAUAUAUAUAUAUAUUUGCACAGAUCUCCAAAAUAUUCAGUUGUAAAAUAUUAUCCAGAUUGUGAGCGUGAGUCAUGCCUAUUCCUUCCGAAUGUUCUUGAUUUCCCAUGACAGCUACUGAAUGGUAAAUUUGAGGCCUUCCUGAAGCAGUUAGACGUGGGUUUUGAUAGGAUGCGGAGCUGCAAAGAGCUUGCUGAUAGGCUCAUUCAACAUAAGCAUCCUCAGGCUUCCACCAUCAGGGACAUACAACAUCAACUCAGGUAUGGGCACCUAAUCGAUAUGCUGUAUUGCUCACACUACCAGUCCACUGUACAAAUUAGCAAUGCAUGUAUCCACAUUCAAAUGAUGAAAUACAACCCAAAUCUGGUUGAAAUGACAUCAUUAGAAGGUUGUUAACUUGUUGCAAUGAUGAUGUAAUUUCAAGCAGCUUUGCCUACUGGAAUGAAAGUCAUGUUAAAGAGAUCUUACCUGGUGACCUGAGCCGGUUGUUUUUGUGUUGUUUCCCUCCUGUUUGAUAGCGUGUCAUGGAAGGAGCUGCAGGACUUGGCCAAAGACCGCAAAGACCGUUUACUCAAAGCCGAGGAGUGUCACAAGUUUUACAGAGAUCUUACCGAUGCCUUAGGACAUAUUGAGGUACAUUUUAAGCAUAAAUAAGUGUAUUUUGGAUUAAUUAGAAAUUGCCUUGAAUGUAGUAAAUAUGAAUUUAAGCCCCCAAGCAAAUAAUGUAGUCAGUCAUGUAAAAUGGCAACUGUAUAUAAUAGCUCAGCACCUUGCUGAGAGCUAAUCUCUCUGUAAAAUUAUCAGUCUUGACCUACAAUGUUUACUGUGCUGCUUAUCCGUGUAGUGUCAGGACAUUAACUUCAUUUAAGGCACUGAUCUGACAACCAGUCAGCUGUGUAAUGAUCACUGAAAAAACACCAUGUAAAUUCAGUGUGAGGGUAAAAUUGAAUUAUGUUUCAUGCAAAUAAAAGUCACUACUGCUUAGCAAAUGCAUGUUGAUAAGUUAUUCUUGAGGUUGUAUGAGUCAUGCUCUGUCGGUGUUCUCUCUCUCUCUCUCUCUUUCUCUUUCUCUUUCUCUUUCUCUUUCUCUUUCUCUUUCUCUUUCUCUUUCUCUUUCUCUUUCUCUUUCUCUUUCUCUUUCUCUUUCUCUUUCUCUCUCUCUUUCUCUUUCUCUCUCUCUCUCUCUCUCUCUCUCUCUGCAACCACGACAGGAGAGGUACAAGAGCAUUCCUGAUGACAUCGCCAGGGACCUGCGAGGGGUGCUGUUGCAGCUUCGUAAACACGAGGCUCUAGUCCACGUGCUAGCAGGGAACGAGCAGCAGGUACUGAACAUAACCACAACACAUCAAUAGUUUACCCACAACUUUUGUCAACAAAUGUUUUUGACUCACUUGAACAACAAUACAAUCAAUGAGAAUCAGUUCACCCAGAACUUUGCUAUUUUUUAGCCCUGUUAUACUGUAGAUAGUUUAAAACUGUCACAUACUCUCCCAUUUUAUUGAGCUACGGCUUUCUAAGCUGUGCUUUGAGGAUAUUUCACUCAGUGGUUACUGUAAUGGAGGUGGUUUGGUGAGCCACGCCUGUGUGAUAAGUAACCUUGCCUGAGACUUGCCUAGGUUUUAGCCCAGAGGGCUAACACAAUCUUGUGGCGCACAGGUCGCUCAAAUUACCAUUCCGGCCAGUUGUGGUGGUUGCCUGCCUGUCUUCAUUGUCCAUCUCCUCUGAAUCUUCCUAUCAUAUGGGUUGUUCUUAGCUCCAGGAGCUGUUGGAUAUGGCAGACUCCACCCUGAACCUGUGCUCCCCAGAGAUGAGGGUUCUCCUGCAGGAGCAGCAGCAGGAGGUGGUGGAGCACUGGGAGAAGCUGCGCCUCCACAUGGACCAGAGGGAGGGAGACCUCAAACGGGCACGCCAACGCUACCUUUUCCUCAACACGGUAACUGACUUAAACUCUAUAGUUACCAUUAGAGACACCAUUUCAGUUUGCUCUCUCUGAGCCUUUACCUGGACUAAUAAGCACUGUCAAUGGCGAUUCUACAUUGAGCGUCCUUUUUAGUCCAGAGGUAGACUUAAUUUGAGUCUAGGAAAUCAGCAUUAAGAGUUUCCUAGUUCUUGUUACACUGAUUGAUUUGGAUAUUACAUGAUGUAUUGUAUGUUGGUUUUAACGUCAAUCUAUUUUGGUGUUCUAGGUCCAGGACUAUGCUCUGUGGUGUGCCCAGGUGCUGAGUGGGAUGACAGCGGAGGAGUCUAUUAGAGACGUGGCCACCUGUGACCUGCACCUGGCCCAGCACCAGCAGCUGUGGGCUGAGAUCGUGGCCCGGGAGGAGACCUACGACCAGGCAGUGGCCAUGGGGCAGGAGCUGCAGGAGCAGGACAGACACAACGCCAGAGAGGUAUAAAUAAAAAUAAUGUAUGCACUCACUAACUGUAAGUCGCUCUGGAUAAGAGCGUCUGCUAAAUGACUAAAAAUGUAAAAUGUAUUCAAUUUAAUAGAUCUUUAUUGUCACAGAAACACAAUUCAGUUGCAGCAGAAUUACACACAAAUUGAAUACACACCCUGUAUGAGCAUAUAUAUACCCUGUAUUCCUAUAUAUGUCUCAAUGUUUUCUGCGCAAAUAUUUUCUACUGUCCCAGCAUUCUGAGGCUUGAAUACAUACAAGAUUAGAGAGUUGGAAUUACAUGAAUGGUACCUAAAUAAGCUGGCAAUGUGUGGUGUCUUCCUCCUACCAGGUCCAGGAUAAGCUGAGUGGUCUACAGGAGGAGAGGGACUCACUUCAUGGCCACUGGGAGAGGAAACAGAGGGGCCUGGAGGGGACCCAUCUGGAACAGGUCUUCUACAGGGACACAGCGAGCAUGGAGAAGAUCACCAACUCACAAGAGGUCAGAGGUCAAAGUUGGUCAAUCAAAUAAUAUAUGCUCUGUUUCAAGACUCACAUUGGCAGUGCAAGCCCCUGACGGUGCAAUUUAAAUCCACUUUGAGCAAAACAAAUGUUUUCCUAUGCUGCAGUACAUGUACAUGUUUUGAAUGCCCCCAACUUCUUGUUUUUCCUUCCAGAUCCUUCUGAAGAACAGUGAUCUGGGGACGUCAGUUGAUGAGACAGAGGGACUCAUAAAACGCCAUGAAGCCUUUGAGAAACUCCUCAGCACUCAGGAGGACAAGGUCUGAAUUUCUUCAAUCAUCCGCUGUCCAUGUCUGUGAAGUGCACAAUUUUAGCUUAAAAGCGCCAACUGUUAUCAUUUUUGGUAAUUAGUAAUUUCAAGGAGAUACAAUUGGUAAUAAUUUCAAAGAGAUACUGUGGUAAUAAUGUCAAAGAGACACUGUAUGUCAAGCAGUAACACUUUAUUUUUAGUAAAUAGUUUAAAUUCCCCCAUAUAAGCAUAUAUUUUAUUAAAUUACACAUUUAUAGUCAAAAAAAAAUGUAUGUAUCAAAAUAGACAUGUUUGUAUGUUUUUCAUGAUUUGAACAGAUAUUUUGAUCAAUUUCAUCCAUGGCCACUUGUUAUGAACAUUUGUCUGUUAUUCAUUCAAAGUGUUGUUUUUGUGGUACUCAGAGGCUGAGAAAUGUGGCGAUUGAGCUAAUCUGACAUACCGGUACCACCUAAAAUGGUCAUCGAUAUUGGCUGUAUAGGCAAUAUGGGCACCGGUGCCAUCACACUUUUAACUAACUUUGGAACGCUAUGGGCUAUCAACUCCAUUCCAAUUGCAUCUGAAAGAUGAUAAUCACAACUUGGAAAAUCAAUGAAUUGAAAUAAAUAAAUUAGGCCCUAAACUAUGGAUUUCACUUGACUGCGUAGGGGCACAGCCAUGGGUGGGACUAGGAGGGCAUAGGCCCACCCACUGGGAGCCAGCCAAUCAGAAUUAGUUUUUCCCCACAAAAGGGCUUUAUUACAGACAGAAAUACUCCUCAGUUUCAUCAGCUGUGGAGGUCCUGGGCUGACAUGGUUACAUGUGGUCUGCGGUUGUGAGGCCGGUUGGACGUACUGCCAAAUUCUCUAAAACGACAUUACAAGUUAACAUUAAAUUAUCUGGCAACAGCUCUGGUGGACAUUCCUGCAGUCAGCAUGCCAAUUGCACACUCCCUCAACUUGAGUCAUCUGUGGCAUGGUGUUAUGUGACAAAACUGCACAUUUUAGAGUGGCAUUUUAUUGUCCCCAGCGCAAGGUGCACCUGUGUAAUGAUCAUGCUGUUUAAUCAGCUUCUUGAUAUACCACACCUGUCAGGUGGAUGGAUGAUCUUGGCAAAGGAUAAAUGUUAAGUAACAGGGAUGUAAACAAAUUUGUGCACAACAUUUGAGAGAAAUAAGCUUUUUGUGUAUAUUUCUGGGAUCUUUUAUUUCAGCUCAUGAAACAUGGGACCAACACUUUACGUGUUACGUUUAUAUAAUAUGUAUUUUCAGGGUACAUGCAUCUACCUCUGUGACAAAUUUGGUGCUUUUAUCACAAAGUUUACUAUUGAGUCCACAUUUUCAGGCACCACUAGUAUACAAAAUAUAGUAUUUUUCAUUCCUCCAUAUUAACACAGAAAUCAUGGUACAUUUGUUUAUUUUUGUUGGUAACAAGUUGCUUGACAAAGUCCUAAUAUUUCAGUAGGAUCAACAACAAAAAAUUUAAAUUACGAAAGGUUUGAUCCAUUUUUGACACCGUUGGUGCUUUUAGUGUGAAUAUUGUCCAAAUAAAUAAAUGAAGAACAUGGUAAUUUAAUAAUCUAUGUUAAAACAAACACUGUCAAGUGUUAUGUGUAUAUGUCUCAGCCUGUUCUCAACCACGGCACUGUCAUUGCUCUUUAGAUAUCAUUGCUGAAGGACCUUGCUGAGAGACUGAAGAAGGAAGACUUCAGUCGUGAGAAAGCCGGCCGCAUCCACAGCAAGCUGAAGGCCCUCCUGGAGAGGCGAAGCAGGAUUAAGGGGCUGUCAAUCAAACGCAGAGAGGAGUUGGCCAUCUCCAGGCUGCUCUGCAUCUUCAACCGCAAUGCUGCUGAGGUACUGUACAGUACCACACAUCACCUGUGGUCAGACAUGGGUUCAAAUCAAGGGGCCAGGGUUCCGGGCCAGAAGCACACUUUUGACUGCACCUACGGUUUUGCUUCGGUACUGCAGUUUAACUGAUGUCUGGCCCAGAAAGACAAUUCCUAUAGACGGCCCCAUAGAAAAGUCACAUUUGAAAAUUCCUAAUAAGACACUUUAGUCAUCACCUUUGUGCACAAACUUUAUUUAAAUAAUUGUAGCUGAGGCCGAUUCUUUUUCCAUCACUCACAGCUGAAGAUAGUAACAUUUUAUAUUCAUGCUCUUGACGUCAUGAGCCCAGCUAACCAGGGGAAGUGCCAGUUGGCUUGUUUAGCUGUCCACGUGCUUAGCACGCUCUGACAGAGUUCCCAGAGCAUGUUCGCGCGAUACUGCUGUCUGUCCAGUGUGCACUGAGUGCUAGUGCGCAGACGCAGUAAGAAAGAUGUCAACAAACACGAAACGGCGUAUGCGAAUGUGAGUAGAUUACGUUGAAAACUACGGUCGGCCAUCUUGGAAGCAGUCUCUAGUUCUUUUAUACGUCAAUGAUUCAAAUGCUAUUUGUUUUCUUUCAACUACUUUCAGCCUUUGAUUGAGCCUGGCUGGCCUGGAAUGCCAGAUGGGCUUGCACUUCGAGACUAGUCCAUUAGUUCCCUUGCGCCAGGAAAGCUCAAUCAAGUGUAGAUGGAGUAUUUAGAGAUAAAUAAUUAUAGAAAAUAAUUACUAUUUGAACCAAGGUCUGCCUGUGGUAGAUGGAGCCAUGUUGUCUGUCUCUGUCUUUGGUCCAGGCUGAGGAGUGGGUGUUGGAGCGUAUGCAGAAGAUGCAGGAUGACUCCAAGGUGGACCUGAGCAACCUGCAGACCAAGAUGAAGCUGCUCCAGAAACAUCAAGUCUUCGAGGCAGAGAUUCUCUCCCACAGCAGAAUCAUUGACUCAGUGCAGCUGGUAUGAGCUGUUAUUAAAAUACACUGGGGAGGGUUUAUUGUCAGGGAUAACUACAGUACAUAAUUCAGUAACACUUAAAUAAUAAUAAUAAUAUGCCAUUUAGCAGACGCUUUUAUCCAAAGCGACUUACAGUCAUGUGUGCAUACAUUUUUACGUAUGGGUGGUCCCGGGGAUCGAACCCACUACCCUGGCGUUACAAGCGCCAUGCUCUACCAAUUGAGCUACAGAGGACCAUCCUUAUAAUCCUUUAUAACUUCUUAUAAGCAUGUAUGAGCCUUUAUAAUGUCUUGUAAUAAGUCAUAAUAUGUCAUAGAGAUUCAUGUAUCAAUGUUUCAACUGAUUCAAACUGACCCCUGUGCUGGCCUAGGCUGGUGAGGAGCUGGUGUCUCUGCAUCACCCUAAGUCCCAGGAGGUUCGUCGUAGUGCUGCAGCUCUGGAGAAACACUGGGAGGAGCUGAAGCUAGCCGUGGCCGCCAGGGGGAAGGUUCUAGAAGACAACAGAGACUUCCUGGAGUUCCUGCAGAAGGUGGACCAGGUAGAGGUCUGGAUCAGACAGAAGGUAAGAAUGGACAAGAACAAUCAAUGAAGGAGUCCUAGAAGAGCUAUGAAAAGAAGUCUCUGCACAUUUGAAUUAGAUGCAAGUUUCAGUCUUAAAUGUGCCAAGCUUCAGUCAACAACAACCUUUUGUCAGAGCAUACCACCUAGAAGAGCAAUGGGUGAUGGAACUUUGAAGAGUAGGCAGUAUGGCAGCGUGAGACUUUAGAUGAGAAUGCACCCACAAAACUUUGGAUUCCGAGAAGAAUGCAUGAGCUACCACGAUAUCAGUGGUUAUCAGCAUGUCUUGCAUAUUGCUAAUAUAAAACAUACAUGGAAAAAAAAAUAUAUUUCUGAUGGCUUUUUAUACUUUUUUUCUGGUCUUUUUCAGGAGGUGAUGAUAAACAUAGGGGAUGUUGGCACAGACUAUGAGCAUGGGCUCCAGCUGCUGAAGAAACUCAAUGAGUUUAGAGGAUCAGGCUCUGGGGUGAGUUUGUUUCUGAACGAACAUAGGACAUGUACAGUGCUAGCGUUUUCCAACACUGCUGGUCUUGGAACUUUGGGUGAGUUUAGUGACCCUUAUCAAGAAGGAGAAUUGGUCAAUUAUGUAUUUUUGGUCACUGCUCAAGUCUUCCCAUACAAUUUAAUUGAGUGUGUUUUUUAUUUCAGGAAGUCACAGUGGACGAUGCUCACAUCAAGGCCAUCAACAACCUGGCUGCUCGGCUGGAGAGGCAGAACAGUGACGAGCUGGCCACUGUGAAACAGCGCAGACAGCAGCUUAAUGACAGGUGACACCCAACCUACUGAGAAAAUUAGUUGAUGAUGAUGACUGUGGUGAUGUUUGUCCUUCAAGAGGAAAACUAUUUCCACAGCUCACAGGUUCAAUUGCCUUUAUUCAACCAGAAAAGUUGUAAUGUACACAUACUGUAGUAUAAUUAAUUUCCACUUUUUUAAAUCUGCUCAAACCCAUUUUCUUUUCACCACACCUUCCAUCAGAUGGAGUAAGUUCCAUGGCAACCUGAGCAGCUAUAAGAAGAAGCUGGAGGCAGCGCUGGUGAUCCACUCUCUAAUCAGAGAACUGGAUGAAGUCCGGGAGAGAGCCAAUGAGAAGGUUGGAAGGGCUUCAUCUUAACCCUUCUCUAUAAAACCCACUUAAUAUUAAUAGUCUCUUAUGUAUGACUUACUGUAACAGAUGUCAUAAGAAGAGUUUCAGAGUACAGUAUUUCAGAGUAUACACCCUUGUUGUCUUGAAAGCAUGUCCACAUCAUAUUGUAUUUAAUUCCUAUCUGCUGGGAUUCCUAUUGUAGAUGCAGCUGCUGCAAGGCCAGGACUGUGGCUGGGAUGUGGAGAGUGUGGAGAAUCUGAUACGACGCCAUGAGGAGACUGAACGCGAGGCUGGAGUCAUACAGGAAAGGGGCAAGGUGAGAGAAGCAAUAUUAAAGCAUUAGACCGAUCACUAAAAGCUUCAGUCAUACAAAAGUUAUACUUAAAUCCGAACUGGUUCUCUAGCAAAUUAGUAAGAUUGUGUCACCCCAUGUUCAAGAAUGGCCUUUUUCCCUUUAUUCAGAUUACAACCUCUCACUUACAAUUAUUUGAAAAGGAAAUCAUCUCCCAAAUAUCACAAGCCAUAGAAAGUUGAUUGCAUUUUCAAUGUAAUCCUCCAGAAACGACAGAACAAAUAAUGCAACAAAUAUUGUGGUUAAAAUCUUCGUAAAUGAUAUCAUAGGUAGGACUGGUGGAGUUAUGUCGCACCUGCAGCUAACAAAAACAUAUGGAAAUGUCUGCUCUACCCAAAAUUACAACCAAAUAAUUGCAGCAUUACUGUAAAAAUGGAAGAGGAAACUGGAAGGGGGAAAAAGUAAGGAACUUGUCUGUCAGCCCUGCAUUAAAGAACAUAAUUGGUUAAAGAAAAUUGUGAUAAAUAAAAAAGUAUACCAGUUUCAUUUAAGGACCAAAGGAUUGACAGCCGUCCUAUAUAGAUUGCAAAAUAGUUGGGAAGAGAUUUUUGACGUUCCGAUUCCAUGGCAUAGUGUUUAUGAACUGAUACGCAAAACGACGCCGGAUUCAAAACGUAGAAUUUUUCAAUUUAAAUUAUUAUACAAAAUUCUUACUACCAAUAGAAUGUUAUUUAUAUGGGGGAUACAAUCUUCCCAGCUCUGCAGAUUUUGCUACAAAGAGACAGAAUCAUUAGAUCAUUUGUUUUGGUACUUUCCAUUUGUAGUGUGUUUUUGGUCACAGGUCCAGGAAUGGCUGAAGGAUUGCAAUAUUUACCUGGAGCUAACCCUGCAGAUAGCACUACUGGGUGAUCUGAAAAGUCAGUCAAUCGAUCAAUAAUCUAACAAUACUUUUAGCAAAAAAAAAUAUUUUCAAUUUACAAUCUGUAGAAACAAUGAGAAUAGAAGGGUUCAGAACUUUUGUGAAACAUCAAAUCAAAUUUUAUUGGCCACAUGCGCCGAAUACAACAGGUGCAGACAUUACAGUGAAAUGCUUACUUACAGCCCUUAACCAACAGUGCAUUUAUUUUUUAAUAAAAAAGUAAAAUAAAACAACAACAAAAAAGUGUUGAGAAAAAAAUAGCUAAAAUAAAAUAACAGUAGGGAGGCUAUAUAUACAGGGGGUACCGGUGCAGAGUCAAUGUGCGGGGGCACCGGCUAGUUGAGGUAGUUGAAGUAAUAUGUACAUGUGGGUAGAGUUAAAGUGACUAUGCAUAAAUAAUAAACAAAGUAGCAGCAGGUAAAAAGAUGGGGGUGGGGGUGGGGGGGCAGUGCAUAUAGUCCGGGUAGCCAUGAUUAGCUGUUCAGGAGUCUUAUGGCUUAAGGGUAGAAGCUGUUGAGAAGUCUUUUGGACCUAGACUUGGCACUCCGGUACUGCUUGCCGUGCGGUAGCAGAGAGAACAGUCUAUGACUAGGGUGGCUGGAGUCUUUGACAAUUUUGAGGGCCUUCCUCUGACACCGCCUGGUAUAGAGGUCCUGGAUGGCAGGAAGCUUGGCCCCAGUGAUGUACUGUGCCGUACGCACUACCCUCUGUAGUGCCUUGCGGUCGGAGGCCGAGCAGUUACCAUACCAGGCGGUGAUGCAACCAGUCAGGAUGCUCUCGAUGGUGCAGCCGUAUAAUUUUUUGAGGAUCUGAGGACCCAUGCCAAAUCUUUUCAGUCUCCUGAGGGUGAAUAGGCUUUGUCGUGCCCUCUUCACGACUGUCUUGGUGUGUUUGGACCAUGAUAGUUCGUUGGUGAUGUGGACACCAAGGAACUUGAAGCUCUCAACCUGUUCCACUACAGCCCCGUCGAUGAGAAUGGGGGCGUGCUCAGUCCUCUUUUUUUUCCUGUAGUCCACAAUCAUCUCCUUUGUCUUGGUCAUGUUGAGGGAGAGGUUGUUAUCCUGGCACCACACGGCCAGGUCUCUGACCUCCUCCCUAUAGGCUGUCUCAUCGUUGUCGGUGAUCAGGCCUACCACUGUUGUGUCGUCGGCAAACUUAAUGAUGGUGUUGGAGUCGUGCCUGGCCAUGCAGUCAUGGGUGAACAGGGAGUACAGGAGGGGACUGAGCACGCACCCCUGAGGGGCCCCCGUGUUGAGGAUCAGUGUGGCAGAUGUGUUGUUACCUACCCUUACAACCUGGGGGCGGCCCGUCAGGAAGUCCAGGAUCCAGUUGCAGAGGGAGGUGUUUAGUCCCAGGAUCCUUAGCUUAGUGAUGAGCUUUGAGGGCACUAUGGUGUUGAAUGCUGAGCUGUAGUCAAUGAAUAGCAUUCUCACGUAGGUGUUCCUCUUGUCCAGGUGGGAAAAGGGCAGUGUGGAGUGCAAUAGAGAUUGCAUCAUCUGUGGAUCUGUUGGGGCGGUAUGCAAAUUGGAGUGGGUCUAGGGUUUCUGGGAUAAUGGUGUUGAUGUGAACCAUGACCAGCCUUUCAAAGCACUUCAUGGCUACAGACGUCAGUGCCACGGGUAGGUAGUCAUUUAGGCAGGUUAUCUUAGUGUCCUUGGGCACGGGGACUAUGGUGGUCUGCUUGAAACAUGUUGGUAUUACAGACUCAGUCAGGGACAUGUUGAAAAUGUCAGUGAAGACACUUGCCAGUUGGUCAGCACAUGCUCGGAGUACACGUCCUGGUAAUCCGUCUGGCCCUGCGGCCUUGUGAAUGUUGACCUGCUUAAAAGUCUUACUCACAUUGGCUACGGAGAGCGUGAUCACAUAGUCAUCCGGAAUAGCUGGUGCUCUCAUGCAUGCUUCAGUGUUGCUUGCCUCGAAGCGAGCAUAGAAGUAGUUUAGCUCAUCUAGAAGUCUUGUGUCACUGGGCAGCUCGCGGCUGUGCUUCCCUUUGUAGUCUGUAAUAGUUUUCAAGCCCUGCCACAUCCGACGAGCGUCAGAGCCGGUGUAGUACGAUUCAAUCUUAGUCCUGUAUUGACUCUUUGCCUGUUUGAUGGUUCGUCUGAGGGCAUAGCGGGAUUUCUUAUAAGCGUCCGGGUUAGAGUCCCUGCUCCUUGAAAGCGGCAGCUCUACCCUUUAGCUCAGUGCGGAUGUUGCCUGUAAUCCAUGGCUUCUUGUUGGGGUAUGUACGUACGGUCACUGUGGGGACGACAUCAUCGAUGCACUUAUUGAUGAAGCCAGUGACUGAUGUGGUGUACUCCUCAAUGCUAUCUGAAGAAUCCCGGAACAUGUUCCAGUCUGUGCUAGCAAAACAGUCCUGUAGCUUAGCAUCUGCGUCAUCUGACCACGUUUUUAUUAACCGAGUCACUGGUGCUUCCUGCUUUAGUUUUGGCCUAUAAGCAGGAAUCAGGAGGAUAGAGUUAUGGUCAGAUUUGCCAUAUGGAGGGCGAGGGAGAGCUUUGUAUACGUCUCUGUGUGUGGAGUAAAGGUGGUCUAGAGUUGUUUUUCCUCUGGUUGCACAUUUAACAUGCAAUACAGUUGAAAAAUAUAUGGCAAAUAGAAAUCCAAUAUGGAUGGUGUUAAGAGAUAGAUGGGAGAUGUUGAAUGGAGCUGAAGGAUGGGACUAAUAACAACUAAUAACAACAAGAUAACUAAUGUAAAGCAAACUGUGUCCAUAAUAAGUAUAUAGGUUAUAGGUUGAGAGCUUUUGUGAAAGAGCACAGUUAGAAAGAUAUGGCAUAUAGAAGCAAACCGGAUGGACAUCAUGAAAAUGAUCGGAGAGGGUAGAGGAAGUUCAGGAGUAAAAACAAACAAAAUAUAAUUAUUGUAAAAUUGACUGUGUACAUAAAAUGUAUAUAGUAUGAAUAAGCUGGAAGUAGAGUCCUAAGCAUUGUAGUUCACUAGUUUACUCCAAUUAGGGAAGGGGUGGUGGGGUUGGAAAGUAAUAAAGGGAAAUAAAAAAAUGUAAAGGGUGUGUGUGUGUGUGUGUGUGUGUGUGUGUGUGUGUGUGUGUGUGUGUAUAUGUAUAUAUAUAUAUAUAUAUAUAUGUAUCACAGACUGGGCUUUCAGUCAAUGUAAUUGUCUGCAUCACUUCCAAUCCCCCAUAUCCCCCCCCCCCCCCCACCUGAUACACUGUAAUGCGUUUUAGAGUGAAACAGAAAAUUGAACUGAAUUGAAUAUCUGAAAGACCAACUAAUUGCAUCCUGAUCUUGUGUUGAUUUGCCAGGCACUGGAAAAGGACACCGCUGACCGCCUGAAAGCCCAGUCUGUGAUGGCCGACAAACUGAGCAAAAAGCAGAAAGAGGUCAAAACCGGCCUUGUGAAGCUGGAGAAGGACGUUAAACUCAGGUGUUGCAAAUAAUAACUGAAAUAUCCUGAAAAGAUGUACCCCUUCCCAACGUGAUACACUACAUGACCAAAAGUAUGUGGACACCUGCUCGUCGAACAUCCCAUUCCAAAAUCAUGGCCAUUAAUAUGGAGUUGGUUCCCCUUUUGCUGCUAUAACAGCCUCCACUCUUCUGGGAAGGCUUUCCACAAGAUGUUGGAACAUUGCUGCAGGGACUUGCUUCCAUUCAGCCGCAAGAGCAUUAGUGAGGUCGGGCACUGUUGUUGGGCAAUUAGGCCUGGCUUGCAGUUGGCGUUCCAAUACAUCUCAAAGGUGUUCAGUGGGGUUGAGGUCAGGGCUCUGUGCAGGCCAGUCAAGUUCUUCCACACUGAUCUCAACAAACCAUUUCUGUAUGGACCUCGCUUUGUGCACUGGGGCAUUGUCAUGCUGAAACAGGAAAGGGCCUUCCCCAAACUGUUGCCACAAAGUUGGAAGCACAGAAUCGUCUAGAAUAUCAUUGUAUGCUGUAGGGUUAAGAUUUCCCUUCACUGGAACUAAGGGGCCUAGCCCGAACCAUGAAAAACAGCCCCAGACCAUUUAACCUCCUCCACCAAACUUUACAGUUGGCACUAUGCAUUGGGGCAGGUAGCAUUCUCUUGGCAUCCGCCAAACCCAGAUUCGUCCGUCGGACUGCCAGAUGGAGAAGCAUGAUUCAUCACUCCAGAGAACGUGUUUCCACUGCUCCAGAGUCCAAUGGAGGUGAGCUUUACACCGCUCCAGCCGAUGCUUGGUAUUGCACAUGGUGAUCUUAGGCUUGUGCUCGGCCAUGGAAAACCAUUUCAUGAAGCUCCCGACGAACAGUUCUUGUGCUGACAUUGCUUCCAGAGGCAGUUUGAAACUCGUUAGUGAGUGUUGCAACCGAGGACAGACGAUUUUUACGCGUUACGCGCUUCAGCACUCGGCAGUCCUGUUCUGUGAACUUGUGGGGCCUACCACUUCGCGGCUGAGCCAUUGUUGCUCCUAGACAUUUCCACUUCACAAUAACAGCACUUACAGUUGACCGGGGCAGCUCUAGCAGGGCAGAAAUUUGACGAACUGACUUGUUGGAAAGGUGGCAUCCUAUGACGGUACCACGUUGAAAGUCACUGAGCUCUUCAGUAAGGCCAUUCUACUGCCAAUGUUUGUCUAUGGAGAUUGCAUGGCUGUGUGCUCGAUUUUAUAAACCUGUCAGCAACGGUUGUGGCUGAAAUCGCCGAAUCGACUAAUUUGAAGGGGUGUCCACAUGCUUUUGUAUAUAUAGUGUACUUUGAUCUUGCAAAACCGACACAAUGGAAUCAUUAUUCAAGUCAUUAUGACAGUAUAGAUGUGUGUGCGCUGAGAGGACACCAUAUACUUCCUUCUUGCAUUAUUAUGGGUUUUGGGGAAGCUGCAGAGAGACUAACAGGAAGUGAUGUUACAGGAAGGAGAGGCUGCAGGAGGCUCACCAGCUGCAGCUUUUCAAGGCUAACCAGCGCCUCCUACUGGACUGGACCCUGAAGCAGAGCUCUGAGAUGGGAGAGAAAGGCCUGCCCAAGAGCAAGAACGAGGCAGAGCGAUUCAUAGUAGAACAUCAAGACUGGAAGGUGACUAAUGAUUAUGAUAUUCAAGUUAAUAUUUUGAUGGCUAUCUUUCUAGGUCACCCUAGGAAAAUAGGUUUUCAACCUUGUGACGUUAAAUAAAGGACAACAAAAUCCCCCCCAAAUUUCAACCUCCUAUAAGACCCAGUAAAAUUGCAAACUUAAGUAUCCGGAAGAGAUUAAAUGUGUUUAUGUGUUCUAGACUGAGAUUGAUGCACGGGGGGAGCGUAUCGACUCUGUUAGAGACUUUGGCCUGAGUCUGGUAAAGUCUGGACACAGCUCAUCAUCAGAGAUCAAGAAGUCUCUGACCAAGCUGGAAGAGGCCAAAAUGGGUCUGAGCCAGACCUGGCAGGACAGGAAGAAGACUCUGGAUCAGGCUCUAGGCCUACAGGUAACCCUAACUUGGAGACAUUUGUACUAUUCAUGUUGUGAAUGUAGCUCAUCUAACAUUAGGCAUGUUUUCCUGCUUAUUUAUUUUUUAUUGCCAGUCAACGUACCUAAUAAAAUAAGGGUCAAAUGAAUAACAAAAGUUACCUAAAUCUCGUUUUCAUUUCAGAUAUUCCUUGGCUACAUGGAUCAGAGUGAGAGCUGGUUGAGUAACAAGGAGGCCUUUCUGGCUAAUGAAGACCUUGGGGUGGGAACUCAAUGCAUUUGCUCAUAAAUUGUGUGUGAAGAAUUUAUGUAGGCCUUUUAAAGGACUUAUGAAGGCUUCAUUAAGCCUUUAUCAGAUAUGUGUUGUUUAAAUUGGGACGUUGAUUGGUUAUUGCAGAGUUCUCUAUCUGACGUGGAGACCCUACAGAGAAAGCAAGCCCUGUUUGAGAACACCCUGGAUGCUCAGAUGGAGCAGGUGGAAGGAGUGGAGCGGUUCGCCCAACAGCUGAUCCAGCAGAAACACUUUGACUCAGACAAUAUCAAGAGCAAGAGCAAGUCUGUGCUGCUCAGGUAGAAGCCAGCAAUGAACUAAGUGCCAAAUAUUUCCCUGUUUUCAAAGACUGUCUAUAUACAAAGAGAUUGUUUGGUGUAUGAAAUGAUUUAUUCUGCCUUUGUGUGCUAUACCUGACUCAAAAACUAUGCCUCUCUCCAGAAAAGGAAAACUGUUGGAAAUGAGUAAGGUUCGCCGGAAGGCUCUGGAAGAAUCUCUACAACUCCAGAAGUUCCUGGGUAGCAGCUAUGAGGUAUGAGAAGUUGGGUCUGCUUGAUGAGUCCGCUUUAACCAACUCAAUGUUAGUGUGGGUCUAUGAGGCUGGUAUGCAAGACUAAAACAUAAGUAUACCCCUGAGUCAAUACUUUGUAGAAGCACCUUUGGCGGCGAUUACAGCUUUGAGUCAUCUUGGGUAUGUCUGUAUCAGCUUUGCACUUCUGGAUUUGGGGAUUUUCGCCCAUUCUUCCCUGUAGCUUUUCUCAAGUUCUGUUAAAUUAGAUUGGGAGUGGCAGUGAACAGCAAUCUUCAAGUCUUUCCACAGAUGUUCAAUGGGAUUCAUGUCAAGGAUUUUCACAUUCUCGUUCUGAAGCCAUCCCAGCGUUGCUUUGGCUGUAAGCUUGGGGUCAUUGUCCUGUUGGAACGUAAAUCUUUGUCCCAGUCUAAGGUUGUUUGCACUAUGAAGCAGGUUCUCAUCAAGGAUUUGCCUGUAUUCAUUGUUCCCUCUAUCCUUUCCUGUCUUCCAGUCCCUGCCGCUGAAAAGCGUCCCCAUAGCAUGAUGCUGCCACCACCAUGCUUCAUGGUAGGGAUGGUGUUCGAUGGGUGAUGAGCUGUGCCUGGUUCUCCAGACAUAGCGCUUUGCAAUCAGGCCAAAGAGUUAACUUUUUGUCUCAUCAUACCACAGAAUCUUUUGCCUUGUUAUCUCAGAGUCUUUCACAUGCCUUUUUGCAAACUCCAGGCGUGCUGGCAUGUGCCUUUUUCUCAGGAGUGGCUUCCGUCUGGCCACUCUUCUAUAAAGUCCAGAUUGAUGAAGUGCUGUAGAGACUGUUGUCCUUCUGGCAGGUUCUCCCAUCUCAGCCAAGGAACUCUGUAGUUCUGUCAGAGUGUUCAUUGGGUUCUUGGUCAUCUCCCUGACCAAGGUCUUUCUUUCCCGGUUGCUCAGUUUGGUCGGACGGCCAGCUCUAGUCAGUGUCUGGGUAGUUCUAUAUUUUUUCAAUUUCCCAAUGAUGGAGACCACUGUGCUCUUGGAAACUUUCAACACUCUAGAAAUGGUUUUAUAUCCUUCCCCAGAUAUAUGCCUCAUUACAAUUCUAUCUCGGAGAUCUACGGACAGGUUCUUGGACUUCAUGGUAUAGUUUCUGCUCUGACAUGCACUGUCAACUGUGGAACCUUAUAAAGACAGGUGUGUGUCUUUCUAAAUCAUGUCCAAACAAUUUAAUUGGCCACAGGUGGACUCCAAUCAAGUGGUAGUGACAUCUCAAGGAUGAUCAAAGUAAAUUGGAUGCUUAAUUUGAAGAUUCAUAGCAACGGUGUGUGUGAAUACUUAUGUAAAUGAGAUAUUUCUGUAUUUCAUUUUCAAUAAACUUGCCAACAUUUCUAAAAACAUGUUUUCACUUUGUCGUUAUGGGGUAUUGUGUGUAGAUGGGUGAGAAAACAAAUCUAUUUAAUCAAUUUUGAAUUCCGGCUGUAACACAAAAUGUGGAGUAAGUCAAGUGGUAUGAAUACUUUCUGAAGGCACUGUAAGUAAUGUGUAAUAACUUGAACCUGUAAAGUAAUGUCUGAUAACUGAAACCUGUAAAGUAAUGUGUGAUAACUGAAACCUGCAGGUGUGCUCGUGGCUCAAUGAGAGGAAUGCAGUGGCCCUGGAUGAAAGCUGGAGAGACCCCAUCAACCUCCAGGCCAAACUACUGAAACACCAGAGCUUUGAGGCUGAGAUCUUAGCGAACCGUAACCGAGUUGACGCUCUUACUAAGGUAUGUGUGAGUCUGAAGAAGUGCUUUCAAUGCACAUUAAUCACAGAGUAGUAUCUCAGUACUUUCCUAUUGCUUAUGGCAGCUCAAUACACAUUAAGAUAUAAUAACAUAGCUCUCUGUCCUUCAUAGAAUCUGCAAUGUCCUCUGUUCUGAGACCAGUGUCUCGGCAGAUGUUAUUCACAGUACAGUUAAAGUUAGCCGUGACUGGUCUAGGCAAGUGUUAUUGAGUCAAUGUUCACCCACAGGAGGGAGAGAGAAUGAUAGCAGCGGGUCACUCCACUCCUGGGAAGAUCAAACCGUGGCUGAAGGAUCUUAACCAUGGCUGGGACCAGCUCCUCAACAACUGUAAAGAGAAGAAAUCUCGUCUGCAGCAGGCCUACCAGGUAUUUGCACAUUAUAGACAUAUUGUACUCAUCUUUGAUGAUAGAUACAGUAGAUGAUACUAUGAAAAAGAGAAUGUAACUUUAAUGACAUAAUAAAAUCAAAUUGUAUUUGUCACCUACACAUACGCUAUAUAUAUAAAAGUAUGUGGACACUCCUUCAAAUUAGUGGAUUCGGCUAUUUCAGCCACAACCGCCAUUGCUGACAAGUGUAUAAAAUGGUGCACACAGCCAUGCAAUCUCCAUAGACAAACAUUUGCAGUAGAAUGGCCUUACUGAAGAGCUAAGUGACUUUCAACGUGGCACUGUCAUAGGAUGUCACCUUUCGAACAAGUCAGUUUGUGGAAGUUCUGCCCUGCUAGAGCUGCCCCGGUCAACUGUAAGUGCUGUUAUUGUGAAGUGGAAACAUCUAGGAGCAACAACGGCUCAGCUGCGAAGUGGUAGGCCAUACAAGCUCACAGUACAGGACCGCCAUGUGCUGAAGCGCGUAUUGCGUAAAAAUCGUCUGUCCUCGGUUGCAACACUCACUACCGAGUUCCCAAACUGCCUCUGGAAACAAUGUCAGCACAAAAACUGUUUGUCGAGAGCUUAAUGAAAUGGGUUUCCAUGGCCGAACACAAGCCUAAGAUCACCAUGUGCAAUGACAAGCGUCGGCUGGAGUGGUGUAAAGCUCGCCGCCAUUGUACUCUGGAGCAGUGGAAUCGCGUUCUCUGGCGUGAUGAAUCACGCUCACCAUCUGGCAGUCCGACGGACGAAUCUGGGUUUGGCGGAUGUCAGGAGAACGCUACCAACUGCAAGCCAGGCCUAAUCGCCCAACAUCAGUGCCCGACCUCACUAAUGCUCUUGUGGCUGAAUGGAAGCAAGUACCCGCAGCUAUGUUCCAACAUCUAGUAGAAAGCCUUCCCAGAAGAGUGGAGGCUGUUAUAGCAGCAAAGGGGGGACCAACUCCAUGUUAAUGUCCAUGAUUUUGGAAUGAGAUGUUCGACGAGCAGGUGUCCACAUACUUUUGGUCAUGUAGUAUAUUUGCAGAGACAACAUCCCCUCCAGGUAAAAUAAUAAAGCAUUCUGCUUUAAAGGCCCAAUGCAGCUGUUUUUGUCUCAAUAUCAAAUCAUUUCUGGGUAACAAUUAAGUACCUUACUUUUAUAGCUUUCCAUUAAAAUGGUCAACAAAAAAAAAAAAAUUUGCUUUUUAACAAAAAAUUAUAAAGCAAGAAUUUAGCUAGGAUUGUCUGGGAGUGGUCUGAGUUGGAAGGGGGAGUGAAAUGUAAUCAGAAAACUGGCUGUUAUUGGCAGAGAUGUUUGGAACUCUCUUUGUUAUUGGUCUAUAUUAACUUAUACCGCCUGCUGAUGUCACGAGGCAAGCCAAAACUGCACCCAUGCAAAACCUGCUGAAUAGAAGGUCUUGUGUAGAUUGUACCAGCAACUAUCAGGAAAUAACACUGAUCAAAUGCAUUCACACUUUUACAGUGUUAGUUUCAUCAGCUGUUGUACAAUAUGAUAUAAAACACAGGAAAAACAACAUUUUGACUGCUCUUGGCCUUUAAGUAAAGUAUUAGGCUAUAAUUCUUCUAUAACUUUGUUAUUUUCUACCACCAGGCUUUACAGUUCCAGCGUUCUCUGGACGACAUAGAGGAGUGGCUUAGGUCCGUAGAAGUUGAAGUAACCAACGAGGACUGUGGCACUGACCUCCCGUCAGUCAGCAGGCUGCUGAAGGCUCUACAGGGCCUGGAGGAGGUGGUGGAUGGCUAUCUGGAGAGGGUCCAGGGCUUAGUGGAUACAGCCAAGGACUUCAGCUCCAAGGGCAACUUCCUGGCCCAGGAGAUCCAGCAACGAGUAGGCCAAACUGUCAAUAGGUAAGUUUUUUUUUUUUGUCGAAGAUAUAUAAAUAAUACUGGCAAAGCAUAUUAUGUCUGAUUCUCCCCAACUACAUUUAAAUAUUAGUCAGCGUACGAGACAGAUUAAUAAAACACACAUUUUAUUACCAUGCAACAGAGUACACACACACCAAUACAGCAUGGCUGUGAGAGUGCGCUUGUGAAAGGAAUUGUAAGGGUUUUGCGCAGCCCCGCCCCUCACACUUUUUUUCAUGGUCCUUCGAGACGGAUUUUAAACAACUUUCGUUAUUGCAGAUAUAACAGCCUGGCUGAGCCAUUGCAGAACCGACGGGAGACCUUAGAAUCCUGGCAGCUGUUGUUCCAGUUCUACCGUGACAUGGAGGAUGAGCUGGUCUGGGUCCAGGACAAACUGCCCUCUGCCUCCUCCAAAGACUGGGGAACCUCCCUACAGAGCACUCAGUCUAUGGUCAAAAAACAUCAGGUCAGAGGCAGCGAUGGUCAAUGUACCAGUUUGCAUUUAAGAUACUAACAACAAGGUUGUUCUUGGGUUUCUGUCAAGAACUUAGUGAGAAAUGUAUUUGUAAAAAGUGUUAUACAUGUAAGAUUUGAUUGAUUGGUUGGUUGAUUGAUUGAACCUCUGUGUGUGCAGGCUGUGGUGCAAGAGAUAGCGAGCCGUACCCCUCUGGUGCAGGCUGUCCAGGACGCAGGGCAGAACCUGGUGAGGGGCAGACACUUUGCCUCGCAUGAGAUCAGCGAGAAGCUGGCUGAGCUCAAGAAGAUUUUUGAGAGCCUGAGGAGAGAGUCAGAGAACAAGGGCCAACUGCUGCAGGAGGCUCUGAAGAUACAGACCUUCCUCUCUGAGGUAGAUAACUGUGACCACUGACCAUACUCUCCAUACAUUCUCUUUUGACACGCUCUUUGGACACAAACACAGGUUCCACAAUCCACAAAAACUCUCUCAAUACAUCUUUCUACACAACUUUCUACAGUGAGGUAAUUUUAUUUUCCACCCAAAUAUGAUGCCCACUGAAGAACCUUUAUAAGCUUACAUUUCUCUUUAGGUUUCAGAACUAGAGCUGUGGAUAGAUGAGCAGAGACCCACGUUAGAGUCCAAAGACUUUGGGAAGAGCGAGGAGGCCACCGAGGUCUUCCUGAGGAAGCUGGACUCUAUAGACCUGGACCUGGAGAACCAGCAGCUGAAAGUAGAGUCUCUUCAGGAGACUGGCGCUAAACUGGAGCACUGUGGCCACCCCAACAGGUACAGUAUACAAACCUUACAGUAUGUAUAUUAUUCACUUUAUCUGUUAUCAUUGUCAGGAAUUAAGAUAUGUGAUCUCACAGAUAUUUACAGGGACUAACUACAGUAUAUUAAUAUUCUAUAUUCACAUAUUUAACUAUAUUCACAUAUUUUAAAUAUGUACAUUUAGUGAUUCUAAAUCCAUUUUCUUUAUUACUUAAUGUUUGUCUCUCCUUCAAAUGUUCUAAGCCCAUUGACAUGAUGACAUUUCUCUCACACUACAUCAGCCAUUUAGUGAGUAAGAGUCUUCCAGACAUGCUGGAUGAGUAUGAGAGUCUUCUGCGUCUCUCUGCCUCACGACGGGCAGCUCUGGAGGACCAGCUGAACCUCUAUGUGUUUGAGAGAGAGGCCCGGGAGCUGCAGAACUGGCUGUGCUCCCGCAAGACCCUGGCUGAGUCAGAAGACUUUGGACAAGACCUGGAGGACGUGGAGGUAUAGAUGCAGAGUGGACUAUUCCAUUGGUUCCAUUAUACAGGGCAAAUUAGGUGCAGCUCAAGUAUUUGAAAGUUUUGACCCAUGUCUUGGAGGAUGGGAAUAGGGCCAAUACGGAUAAGCCAAGUACUGGACAGUUGUUGGGUGUAUGUAUCGUUUAUAUAUUGCUGUAGCUGAAAACAAGCUUUGUGAGAUUACAGUCUUGGUAAAGUACUGUAAUCAGACAAGUAAUGAUCGAUAUCUAAUGCAUUUUAGUUUAGAGGCAGGCCGCAAUUUUCUUAAUAAAGUCACUUUCUUCCAGGUGUUGCAGAAGAAGUUUGAAGACUUUGUGGCUGAGGUUAACACGCUGGGCCAGAGUAAACUCAGCACUGUUCAACAACUACGACAGGAGGUGAAAUCUGCUGAAGGCCACAGACGAGAGGCAGCGCUGCACAAAUUAUGGGAUGACCUCAACCAAAAUGUGAAGAUUAGAGCGGAGGUAAAAGUCUAAGUCCAGUUCUUCUAUCAAUAAUAUUAUAAGUAGCUGCUUAAGUGGGAGAUUAAACGAUAGGGAAGAAAGGUCAUGUCUGCUCACAAUUCUAUAGUGGCCCUAUUUUCUUGUCCAGCUCCUGUACCAAGCUUGAUGUGCGUUAAACACUCUCCUUCUGAGUAUUAUUUAUAUAUUACUGUGGGUAAUUGACCUGAGCCAUGGUGAUAUAACAGCCAUUUUGUGUGACAGAACCUGAAGUCUGCCCGAGAGGUGCACCAGUUUGACCAUGACGUGGACGAGCUGAAGGGUUGGAUGAGUGAGAAGGAGGUGGUGUUGGACUCUGACGACCACGAUCAUGAUCUACUCAGUAUCCAGGCACUCAUCAGACAACAUGAAGGACUGGAGGUACAGUACACAACCAAAGUUUAUUUAACAUGUUUGAUUGAAAUGGGAGCAGAGCAGUUUCAUUGAGGCAGACUCCAAAGAUUCACAAUUUCAUUAGCCACCCAAGACCUGAUGACUUGCUUUAGCUCCCUAAACUAAUGCCUUUAACUCAGUGGGCUAACGGCUGGUUACACUAACUCACCCAUCAAAUAACUGUGUUUGUUUCCAGAGAGACUUGGCGGUCAUCGAGGGGGAGGUGUCUCGGACUAAAGAGGAGGGGCGGGGCCUAAACAGGAAGUACCCCCAGGUGCGGGCCAGUCUGAGUGAGAGACUACAGGAAGUGGAGGAGAGCUGGGCUAGUCUGCAGGCCAAGGCCAUCCAACGCAGGAAGAGACUGGGGCAGGCUGAGGCUGUGCAGAGAUACCUCACAGAGUGGACUGAACUCAUGUAGGUCUACUUCUUUUCAUUUCAUGUAGUUAGGAUUGAUAAGAUAACACAAUGUCACCCAAUUCUAUAAUGUCACAUUUUAUGAUGUGCUUAUAGAUGUGUAAUGCAUGCUUUAUGAACGUAUAAUUAUUGAGGUGUGCCUGACCUGGAUCUAAUUUGAACAUUUUAAAGUAAAUUGAAGUGCUAUUAUGUUUUGAAUCAUGAGGUUAUUUUAUUUUCCCCUGUAUUGCCCAGGGCAUGGCUGAAAGAGACCCUGUCCCUGGUGAGAGGGGAGGGGUCAGGAGGGGAGGGUGCUGACCUGGAGCAGCUAAUCAAAAGACACGAAGAGUACCAUGUUCAGAUUGACAAGCAGCUCAACAAAUCACAGGCUGUGAAAGAUGAGGGCAAAUACCUCGUGGAGGAAGGCAACUUCAUGUGCCAAGAGGUAGUAGCACAGUACUUAACAGUUUAGACAUAAUGUCAAAGCAACCUAAACAUCAAUGUAAUGGCAAGAUACAGAAAUGUGACAUUUCUCUUUAAGUUUUGCAUUUUUUGCAUUCUUUUAAGCAUUAUUGUCAUCUUGUUUCUAUUAUUAUGUAAUGUGUCACAAUGUUAAAUGUUGUUAUAGGAACAUUUGAAUAAAGCUAUUUUCAUUCAUGGCUAUCUAUUGCUGCCAAAUUGCAGUUGGAGGAGCGUCUUCUGGAGCUGCAGGAGCUGGAGACGCGGGUGCAGGAGGUUUGGGAGGAGAGGAGGGUGUUGUACCAGGAGGAACUGGAGAUCCUACAGCUACAGAGGGAGCUGGAGCAGGCGGAGCACUGGCUCAGUACCUACGAAGCUACUCUGAGGGCAGAGGAGUACGGGGUGAGUCUUUUAAGUGGAGGACAGCCCAGUUAAAAGCAAGCCUAGGCGUUAACACAGUAUUGUGGCGCGCAGGAGACCUGGGUUUGAACCUAGUCACUUACAUAAGUCAUCAUGCUUUCUGAUAAUAGUAUGAAAUAGUUAAUAUUUUCUUGAAUUAAAGAUUUUUCAUGUUACUGGUUAUUGGUUUUAGUGCUAUGUAUUUUUCUUUUCGACCCACUAAGUGAAAGUUGGUUAAGAUGCUCAGUGAUGUCUCUUCUCCUUCCCAGGACUCUGUGUCAGACGUUCUGGAGUUGAUGAAGAAACAGGAGGACUUGGAGGCUAUGAUUCAAGCCCAGAGUGACCGAUUCAGUGCCUUACAGAAGAAGAAAACACAGGUGAGUGAGAGAUGAGAGGACGCUGUUCACCUUUCCUGACAACUGAUGUUAUGGCUGUCGAAUUUUGGCUAACUCCAUUAAACUACACAAUUCCUUUUGGUCUUCUUUGAACAAUGAUAACCCAAAAGAUGGCUUUGGCAUGGAUACAGUAGAUUACUCUCACACAUUAUGUUUUAUUAUAUAUUUUUUAGAGAGAGCAAAGAUUACAAGGCCUCCAUGGUGAUGAUGGAGACAAUUCCAGGAAGAAGCUUUCCAGGGUGACCUCCCUGAAGAGGAAACCGUCUGACCCUAAGACCCCCCGACCCACCGCCCCUAAACCCCUAAAACCCACAGACCGGGUCCGCAGAACCAGCACCAGCAAGACACCAGAUCCAGCUCCAUCGCCCUCCUCAUCCAUCUCCAGUAGCCCCCCUCCCAGCCCCGCCCCUAGGGCCCUGACCACCCAGAACCCUGCCUUUGUGGCCCCCUCUAGAUCCCCACGCUUCGCCCCUCCAGUCAACCCUCCUCCAUCCCCUCCAUCCUCUCCCACUACAGAGACCAGUAGCCACUCUCGCUACAGAUCCCAUAGAUUGUCAGUGAAGGAAGAAGAGUUGCCUCCCACAGAUAGACCAUCUAUCACCCCCAAGCCAAGGCUCUCCCUCAGAGAGAGGAAGUUAGCCAGGCAUGAGGAGCUGGCCCCAGAAACACCUGUGUCGGCCCCAUCGCCGACCUCACCGGAACCAGCCUCAAAUGUAUCGCCCCCACUCUCACCUGUAUCGGCACCUGUCCCCUCUGAACAUCCUGAGCAGCCAGAUAACGAACCCACCACACCCCCUGAACUCCCUCCCCCCUGCAGAGACCUGCCCCCUUCCCCUGUACUGCUACACCACAGGAAACUAGAGGACCUACCAGAGGAGGUGGCUACGCUGUCAGACUCAAUAUCUGAUGUGAGAUCAGAUCACUAAUUAACAAACUACCCUCUGAGUCUGAGUGGAUACCACGUUUAUUUACGUUUUACACUAUGUCUACUGUUAUCCAUCUUGAGAACUGUGUUGUUUACAUCUUUAUAGGUCAGAGGUCAAGUGCCUGUCAGAAUGGAUGGGAUGUUGGAGAUCAAGGUGAAACAAAGCGGAAACAAAGUAAGACCAUGUUUUACUUUAUCAAUGUAGAGGACCGAAACAUUCUGACCUAAAACAAUUGUUGAUGCUAGGUCAUCUCCAGUGUUUUAAUGAUCAAAUCAUUAAUUAUUUACAAUUAGAUAAAGCUGUAAAACCAUGAAACUGUAUUGGUUUGCAGGGUUUGGAGAACUGGGAUGCUGUCUAUGCAGUACUGGAGAGGGAGACACUCAAUCUUUUCAAAGACAGAGAUGCAGCUACAGAGGUACUGCUUAUUCAUCAAGUCUACAGAAAAAGAUUUUAAAGUUAAAUUCACAGGUACUUUUAGAGAAAACAAUGACUUUUGAGAGUACAGUAUGUCACUGCUUUUUUACAGAGGUCUUCCCUAUGGCCCCCCAUCAAUAUGGUUGGAGCAGUGUGUAAGGAAAACCCAUACUAUAGGAGAAAGGACCAUACCUUCAAACUAACGUGAGCCUUUCACAUUACUGAAAGAUAAUCGAUGCUUAAAGUAGCAAAUCAAGCUAUAUCUAAGUACUGUAUAAAACAUGCCAUGUUAGAAGUUUGAGGACCUUGUAAUAAAGUAUACAAAGACUGCUCCUCUGACAAAAUGUAAAUGUAUGUGACUGUCUGUUCUGCUGUCUGUGUAUGUCCUUCAGUCUGGAUGAUGGAAGUCAGUACCUGUUUGCUGCCUCUAGCCGAGAGCAGCAGCUCAAAUGGGUAGAGGAACUUCAGAACUGCACCAAGUCUGAAAGCUCCUCUGACUCUGAGGAUUCUGGGUAAGUCAACUGUCAAACAGAAGGUGCCAUUCCUUAAAACUUUGUUAUUAUAAAUUAAUAGCACAUCUUUUACCAGUGCCUAAACCAAAUAGUUUGCCAAAUAAAGUAUUUAUUUGAAUCCUGGUGUUUUUGAGUAAUGAUCUCGUUAUAAAAUUGAGUAAAUACAGUAUCUUGCUGUUUGAAUAAUUUGCCAAUUCCCAUUUUGUUCAGGAACUCCUCAAAGGACACAGUAGAUCACCAGAACUCCAAACAGGUCGACAUCAAUGAUGCUUCUGAGAACAAAGGGUUUCUCAGAGUUGGCUCCAGAGAAAGUGUUGUCUGCAAUGAACGUUUUGAGAGCGAUAGAGGGCCACCACCAAAGCCCCCCCAUACAUAUUACAACAAGCACCACUACCCUUCAGGAGGGGAGACCAAAGAUGAAGGUGAGACUGUACACAUGCAUUAGUUUCCCAUAACUUGAAAUAUUACAAAAACAACCAUUUUGAAACUGAAAUAAAUUCCAGGUGAGACUAUGCAUUUGUUUCCCUCAAUUUGACUCAUUACACAAUGGUUACAAACAACAAUUUUGGUACAGAAAGAAAUUCCAGAUCUUCACUACAUUUUUUGGCAUGUUAACAUUGUAUUAUUAUUAAUAAAUCCUUACAAAAUACUCUGAAAUACUUUGAGGCCUCUCAUAACAUAAUGUGCUGUCUUGUUCCAGGAACUGUAAUAACCCAGAGCCUGAGUUCCCUACAGAGGAACCAUCCCCCCACCACCCAACCUCCUCUACCUCCACAAAGCCUCAAUGACCCUGAGCCCAAAGACAAACCCAAGAACAAGAGUGUCUUCAAGAAGCUCUUUGGAAAGUGAUUUGUGAUAUUUCCUGUGUUAUUAGAAUAGUCAUCUUAACAAUUGAUAUCUUAAUAUUACCUUUACAAUGUUCAAAUCAAAUGGCACAAUCUUUAUGUUGUAAACCAUUAGCAUUGGUUUAUGAUAUGUUAGCAACAAUUUAUAUGUUACUUUUCUCCUUGUGUUGAUCUACUCAAGACUGCUGCAUGCUCAUGAGAUUUUAUGCCAGUGCCUAUUUAAAAAGCGAAUUUAUUUAUUCCAUAGCAAUAAUUACAUUCAGUUGGCCUAUUUCAUUUUACACAACAUUUCAAUUCACAAUAAUUUACGAAUCACCACAUUUGGUAAUUAAACUAAUAUAUCUGGUGUAGAAACAUACAGAUAGAUAAUCCUUACCUUGCUCAAACGAAGUUUUGCUUUAAUUAUGCAUUAUGUCAAUGACAGAUUUGCCAAUAUUAGAAUUAUACAUGUGUAUUUUAAGUAAAUAUGUGGCCGAUAUUUAAUUUUAUGGAUUAAAGGCCGCCAAUCUUGUUGAGAAAUAGUACAUGAUAUGAAGUUAAUUCUUAUCUUUAAAUAUUUUAGUCAGUCCAACGAAAUGAGAGGACUUUUUCAAAAGAUAGUAUAAUUUUUGCAAUUCAUUUUCAUGCCAUAAUUUAAUGGCAGUGUGAUUAGGAUGGAUGUACUUUCACCACUUCUACUUUAUACAUUUUGCAAAAGGCAUUCGGAUUUCAAUUAUUUUCGAUAGACUUCAACCAAGAAUAAACUAAAUGACUUAUUUCAGAUUGAGCAUGUGUUAGUAUAAUAAAAGCUUGCAUUCAGAUAAAAUUAGGGGACAAUUUUUCUCAUCCAAUAUUCCACAUUUAUUAUGCUUUUUUAUGUUGGCUAGUAGCCUAAUAUAUUUCACUUUUGAUCAUCUGAUUAAACGGUUAUGUAUGUUUUGCAGAUUCUGUAAAAAUACAUGUAUUUGUUGAACAUUUUUAAUUUCGCUGGAAUUGAGAAAUGCGUAAAGAAUUAGACUACAACAUACAACCAUACAAGAAGUGUCAGCAAAGUACAUGCCACAAACGACUGACCUUUCAGCAUUUUCUAUCCUAGGCCUUACCUUCUUGAAUCAGCAACAUUUACUACCGCUUGAUGGCGUCAGAGACAAUGAAGCAACAAGACCGUCUAUUCCUCAAGUCUAUUCCUUGCAGUUCAAAAGUUAAUUCGAGAUGUUGCCAUUGAUUUAACAUCUUGAGUGUUGUCUAUUUGUGAUUGUUGCAUUUAACUUGUUAAACAAUUUGGGUAAUGCGCCAUGAUAUUUCAGGUCAUGCGUUUGAUCACCCAUUUGUUGUCGUUAGGCUAGACGUGUUGGUAGAAUAAAGGAAUGAAGGGA